AUGCUCUUCUUAAGUUUUUUUCUUCAACCAAAGAUCGGUGUUUGCAGAGCUUUGGUUUUACUGCGAACUGUGAUCCUGCUUCUGCUGACGGACAUUUGUGGAGGUAAUAAACUCAACGAUUACUUCACUGAGGACAAAAGAACAACUAAACAGAAAGUGGACGGACUUAAGUUCAAGUAGAACUCUUUAACUGAGUAUUUUGGUAGUUUUAGCAGUUUUUUACCGUUAAAUUGUUUUUUUAUUCACAGUAAAGUUUUGUGAAUAAGUGAAAAUCACAGUUACUGAAUGAAAAAUGUUUUUUCUUCUCCUCUUUCAGGUCAGUCCGGGUUGGUUAAACCACCUGAAAGAGUCUCAGCUUUAGUUGGAGAUGAUGUGAUCCUGCCGUGCCACCUCGAACCUGCAGUAGAUGUUGUUUUUAAGACCGUGGAGUGGGGCAGACUAGACCUGGAUCCGAUUUUUGUCCAUGUGUGGUAUGAAGGCAGGGACUACCUGGCUAACCAGAACCCGUCUUAUAAAAGAAGAACUUGGAUGUCCAUGGAUAAACUGAGACAUGGAGACCUUUCACUGACGUUAUCUUCAGUCCAACACUCUGAUAACGGGAGAUACAGAUGCUUCUUUCCUUCAAAAGAUCGAAUAUCCACGGUGGAGCUCGUCGUUGGUGAGUCAGUGGUCUUUCUUUGUGAACUAAUCCUGGUCCAUGAUCAGAGUAAAACCACUUUCAAAUCAGGACCAGUACUCUUUGGAUCUCUCUGAGUUCGGUUUCUUGUUCUUAUCUUCAGGUUCCUUCUCCUCCCCCGUCAUAACCGACGUGGAUAAAAACGUCAGUUCAGUCACGUUACAGUGUGAGUCCAAGGACCCGUAUUCAGAACCUGAGCUGUCCUGGCUGGACCGGGAUGGAGACCUCCUCCCUGCUGGACCUACAGAGACCUCCAAAGGUCCUGAUGGUCUCUACACCGUCAGCAGCAGAGUGACUGUGGAGAUCAAGAUGAGCAACAGCUUCACCUGUAGAGUCCAUCAGAACAACAUCACCCAGAGCAGAGAGACCCAGAUCCAGGUUUCAGGUGAUCCUUCAGGGUCUUAAUGAAACAGCUGAUGUCUUUUGAUGAGACGUCUGAUCUUUGAUGUGUUUUAUGGUUUCAGUUCCUGAUCCUGACGUCACACUCACCGCCGCUCGCAUCAUCAUCGUCGUGGUUAUGAUCCUCGGUGUGGUUUUGACGGUCGCUUUAGUUCUGUGGAAACGGAGACGAACUCUGAGAGAAGGUCAGUGAAGCUCUGAGACUGUUAUCAGAACAAACAUGAGAAUGAAAACAAUAAAAACUUCAUUUAUUCUCCUGUUCUUCUUUUACUCCAAUCAGGAAAUCAGGAUCAGGCUGAAAAUGAAGAGAGAGAGAAAAAACGCUUAGAGGAAGAGAGAGAGGAAUGUGAGGAUUUGGAGAAGAAACAGAAAAAACUUGAAGAAGAGUUGAAGAGAAAUGAGGAAGAGGAGAAGAAGUUGGAACAGCUGAUUCAAAAACUGAUGGAGAAAAACAAAGAAGUGAAGAAACAAGUAGAAAAAAUCAAAGAGGAAGAAGAAGAAAGGAACAAAUUCACUGAAGAGAUGGAGGAGAAGAUUCAGUCAGCUGAGAAGGAGAGAGGAAGAGACAAAAGUCUGGGAAUCUUUGACAUGAAGAGCGUCAUAUUACAGGGUAAAAAACAUCUGCUCAGAAGAAAACAAGAACAUAAUAAUCUUCUAAAUGAAACACGUGAAUUCUGUAACAUAAUAGUAGAUUUAGAGAGCACAGUGAUUGACAGAAAGGGGGCAGCAGAGAGCAACAAGAGAGAAGUUGAAGAAGAGCUGGAGAAGAUUCAGAGGAAACUUUCUGAGCAGAGACAGAAAACAUGAACCUUUAAAAUCUGAAUCAGCUGAUUUAUUCUUAUGUUGAUGUAAUCAGAUUUUUACAUGUGUAAAAUAUUGAUAAGUCUAUUGAUAAUUCCACUCUUGAAUGUAAAGAUCAUUUUGUGAAAUCCAGUAGAUGAACAGAUUUCUAACCAUACUGUGAAGAAUAAUCUCAACUUUAACAUUUGUGUUUUUUUCUUCUAUUUGAUUUAAUCCAUAAUUACAGAGCGCUCACACUAUAGAUGACCACAGUGUGUCUGUUUAUAGAGGCAGCAGCUCAAACAGAAACAGACCAGCAGUGUGGUUCAACUGUCUCACUCUGACUAACCACUAUCACCAGUAAACAUCCUCCCAGUGUGAGACAGACGGAGCUCUUCAAUGAUGGCAAUGUCUGUCCGUUGUGUCCUUGGGUAAGACACUUAACCCACCUUGCUCCCAGUGUGUGUCCUCCACUGGUGUGUGAUUGUGAGUGUUGUGUGGUGGUGGUCGGAGAGGCCGUAGUUUAACCUAAAAUAAGGUUUUCUGUUUCAUCAACUGUCUGAUCAGUUUUAAGUCAGUUUGUCCACGCCGCGGUCGUCUCUGAGGGAGGGGUGAUAGAGAACACCUCUGUAAUUAUAGACCCUCAUACUGCUGUGGACAGGUGACCACAGCGCGUCUGUUUAAAGAAGCAGCAGCUCGACUCUCAAGUGUGAAGAUGAAGAAUGUGGUUUAACUGUCUUUCACCGGUAUGAUCGAGGAGACAUCUUCCCACAGUGAGAGAGAUCAAGUUUCCAUGACAACAACAAUAACAGCAGCAAAGAUUAGAAACCAUCAGCAUCCCCGUGUUUGGGCAGCAGAUCUGCUGAAAUCUCACAGGAACACUUCAGUUUGUUCUACUUUAUUUCCUAAAGUGUAAAAAACAUCAAGUUGAUUUAAGUGUGGAAAAACUUUAAAGUUUCAGCGUCAAGUUCAUUUUUUUAAAACUUUAACAGUCCUAAACAUGGAUUCUCAGAGGAAACUUUAAAAACAGAAAAAAAGUUUCAGCAUUUAAGUUCAUUUGAAAAAACUUUAGAGUCAGAAACUUCAAAGUUUCCGUGUUAAAGUCCAUUUUUAAAAACUUUAAACGGUCCUAAACCUGCAUUCUUGGAGGAAACUUUAAAACAGACAAAAUCACAAAUUUACAGUUUUGUUUGUGUUUCUAAAAUCUUCUUCCAGCUCACUCUGACCCGGGUCGGUUCUGAAAGGUGACCCCCCUGAGGUCCAGACAGCAUGGUGAGGACUGUGUUUCUGUGUCUGUUUGAAAGUAGCUAAAACUCCGACAGCACUCUUAGUAAAAAAAAAUCAGAACUUUAUUUACAGAAAGAUGUUUUCCAGCCUUCAUCCGUCAUGAAAAAAUGUUGUUUUAUGUACAAAACUGCCUGAAUUUCUCCGGACAGUCCGAGUCUAAAUGAUCAAACGACCAGGAACAACAAAAAACGACUGGACGCAGAUUAUUCAUACGCUGUUUCCAGAGACAUGACGAGGCUCUCCUGUCUGCCACCUGAAACACAGAAAAGUGAAACUCAUAACUGUCAAUAUCUCAAAUAAAACAGAGUAUUUUCUGAAUUAUACAAAAGCAGUGGAUAUAAAUAAACCUUUUAAAAGACAUGUAAAUUGAAAAAAAAAGUUAACUACCUCGUGUUUUCCUCUGUGGUCGGACGGCGGCGUAUGUCGCCGUGUUUGAAUCAAGUUCAAAUCUUUCCUCGACUUUAAGACGAGAGAAAAACAAACUUUAUUCACACUUGGUACAAAAGCUACUGUGAGUUACUGAGGGGAAAAUUAAAAUAAAGAUGUUUGAGUAACUGACUGAAGUCAGAGGAGAUUUUGAAACUAUAAAAUAUAAAUUUAAAAACAGAAAAAAAAAGUCUUUUAGAUUUAAAUGGAAGUUAGAAAUACUAUAUAUGUCUUUAUUUGGGGUCUGGGCAUCUUUGAUGCUCAAAAAUAUGUAAAUAAAACUGAAUAAUUAUGAAUAAUAAAAAAAAUUAUAUACCUCUGCUCUUUCCCUUCUUGAUGGUGAUCGCUGCAUACGUCACAUCACCCUCCGUCGUUUUUUCACAGCCUGAAAUGAAGAGUUUUAUUUUUCUGUUUUUAUUUCAACCUUCGUCUAGUUUGUUAAAACUUUUCAAUUUUAACUUUUUGCAUAAAUGAAGAAAAGAAAAGAUAACUUUCUCUUUACAGACGUUACUUAGUGAUAAUGUUUGAGACAGUAGAGGACACUGACCUGGCUCUGAUCCUGCUGCUGCUGCUGGUGUAAAAGAAAAUGUACAGAGAUGAAACUGAAUCAAGAGAAAUGAUGAUUGAUGAUUAUAUGUAAACAUAAAUAAAAAUAUUUGUUACCUUUAUGUUUCCGACACUUAAGUAGUCCCACCAACAGGAACAGCAAAGCUACAAACACAGAGCUGAAGAGAGCCGGUAACAGAAUGAAGAGCUGAACGGAUCCAAGAUGGAGAGAAGGAGGAGGAGGAGAAGGAGGAAGAGGAGUUUCUGAAAAGGUCGUAUUUUCAGGCGUCAGAGGACUGGACUCUACAGAUGAACCUACAAACAUGAAAGUUAAUAAUCACACAGCAGUUUUCACAAAUACAAACAUUCAGUGAAUUUCCGUCACAUACUUUUAAAACAUGAAUAUUUCAGAAUUAGAUAGAUAGAUAGAAAUUUGUAUUCAGGAACUUUUUCUUUUAUGUUCAUCUAAUUUACAUUCUGAUGACAAAAUCAAACUUUUUUUAAGUAUCAAACAAAAGUAUGAAAUUUGAUAUAAUAACCCUCUUCUAUAGUCAUUCUAUUCUGCAGUUAUUCUCACUUUAAACUCUUAUUUAUAAUUAGAAAACAUGUCAGGACAGAGUGUUUCAACUUUUAAAAGAACUUUUUUAUUAACAGAUCAACUGUAAUUAUUUUUUUUAAUUGUAAUUUAAUUUUUUGGACUUGAUCACUUUUUUAUGAUUUCAUGUCAGAGCUACAGGAGCUCUGCAGAAGAAAAGUCCUUGAAAAUGACACGGGUAAUGUAAAGAAUAAAAAAACUUCAUAAUCACAAUUUAAAGACCACUGAGAACACUUUAAGUAGUAAAAAAGAAAAUUUAAAGUGGGACUGAUAUCAGCUAAAGUUAAGCUAGCUUAUUUGAUCACUAUUAGCUAAAGACUUUUUUUAUUAAUAGUUCAAUCAGUCAUUUUUGACUUUAUGACUUUUCACUGAUUUCUUGUCUCACCUCUGACAACCAGCCGGCUCUCUGGUGAUUCUCCGGCUCCAGAGAUUCGACACUUGUAGACUCCUUCAUCAGACUUUGAGACAUUACGAACAGUCAUCUUUCCUUUAAAUUCAGUCUUCUUGAAUUUCCCAUUUUUAUAGAAAUCUGCUGUUUGGUAAUGUGGUGGUGCCUUUCUUCUACAACCAAGAGUGACGGUCUGUCCCUCUAUAACGGGGUAAACCGGACUCUCCAGGAUCACAGCACCAGCUGGACCACAGAAAUGAAGACAAGAGUUAAAACCUGAAGGAUUAUUUCUACAAACAUUGACGAGAAAUUCAAGUGUUUUUAAUCAUACCAGUGACAAUGAUGUUGAGAGGCUCGCUUCUCUGUCCCUCUGCGCUCUCACACCAGUAUUCUCCACUGUGAAAUGGUAAAGCAGGUGCUAUGGUCAUGAAUGUUGCUGACUUCUCCAACUGAGUCGUCUUUUUCAUCACUCUCCAUCCGUCACAGUUUAACCGAAUGACUUCGUAUGUAAAGAACUGGAGCCUGUUUGGGACAAUUUUAGGAUAAACCGGAUCUGGGACCAAGAAAUAAAUAUACAGUUUAAUGUAAAAGUGAGUAUAAUUGUCAUGAAAUAUAUUAUAUUUAAGUUUGACUUAAGUUCAAGAACUGCACAAAUAAAAACACAAAGUUGAAAGAUCCUGCAAGACUGAAACUCACCGUCUCCCUGAACCCGGUUUCUGUCCAGAGCAGAGACCAGCAGCAGUAGAUCCAGGACUGAAGGAAUAAGAGACAGAUGUACAUUGAACAUGGACGUCUUCAUGUGUGAGGAAAAUAAAAGUGAACUAACACACAAGCUGAGCUCAUAAAAGUGACAAAAAAUAAACACCGACUCCAAAUACAUGCCCUGACAACUGAAUUUCUUGAACUGACGUCUGAUUUCAAUAAAACAUUUAAUUUUUCAGUUUCUUCUCAGAAGAUUUCAGUAUAAAAGUAACAGCAGACUCACACAGUCUGAAGGGAAGCGAUGUGUCCUCCAUGUCGUCUCUCCGCUGACUGUCUGAGACUGAAGACUAACUCUGUCUGACACCGACAGAAGCGCAGCGCUUCCUUUCUCGUGCAUCGAGGCGGCUCUUUCAGUUUUUAGCAUAUCAAACAUUUCUGCACUAUCUGUGACUUUCAGAAACUAAAAUAGUUGUUUUUUUUUAACAUCUGCUCAACUGUCAGUUCAAGUGUUGGAGUUAUUUCAAUUUACAACCCAGAACAACAGAGAGGAGUUUCUGAUGGAAAUACAGUCUUUGAGUUUUUAAUAGUUUUAUUAUUUAGUCGAUCUCCAGAUCUAAGGCACUGAUAAUCAUAUCUACAGACAUCUGUGUACGCCUACAUUAUAACUUAGAGAGAUGGUUGUUAAGUUUCUUUGUCGAUUUCUAGAUUAAAGAAACACGAGAAAGGUCCUGCAGUAGGACCCUGGUCUCAUAGGGGGUCAGAGGAUCACAGAUGUAGGAGGGAACCAGAUCUCAGAGGUGGCCGGUGAAGGGCAGCGAGGACUGUUGUUAUGUGGUCACCUCUUUUAAAGGUCUGGCAGCAGCAUUUUAAAUUGUUGUCGUCUUUGGAUGUUGUGCUUCCUAAUGCCAGAGUCAAUUGAAUUACAUUAGUCAAAACAGGGAGAAAUAAACUGAUGUGCAAAUGAGUUUUUCUAAGUCAGGAAGAGAAAGAAAAGACCUGAUUUUGGUCGACUUCGCCGAACAAACAGGACUGCAUAACUCUGCUCACCUGGGUAUCAAAGGUCAAAGGUCAGAGUCAAAAAGGACUCCUUGGUUCGCCUCUUUGCGAACAUUAUUGGACCCAGACUGGAGGGCAGAGUAUUAAUGUCGCUAAAACUGACAUUGACUUCAGGUUUGGAGCCAAAUCUUCAGACCUCCAGUUCUUGAUUUCAGAUGUGAGACGGAGUGAUGUCGGGUUUUAACGGAGCAUAGAGCUGAGUGUCGUCGGCAUAGCUGUUAAACUCUAUGACAUGCCUUUGCAGGAUUUGCCCCAUGGGGAGAGCAUGUGUACUGUAAAUAAAAGGGGACCUAAGAUAGACCCCUGGGGGACUCCCUCAUUACUACUAUGAACGACUGAAAAAUACCUGUUUUAAAGAUAGGACAUGAAAGAGUCCAGUAUUUCAGACGGCUGAUCAGGACAUUGUGGUCGACUAGGGAUGAAUCUCGUCUUAGUCUUUUUCUUAACUCAUGUCUUAGAGGUUUUUACUUCUUUUACCCCUUUUACACGGUAAAGAGCUCUUACUUAUCUGUUCAUUUAAUAUUAUUUCUUGUCUUAGUCCAUCAGGUUUUACUCGUACUUUUUACCAUUUUUAUCUUUUAUCUCCAGUGUUUCCCAAAGGUACCUCUUUUCUCAUGUGAUGUCUCGGUGUCAGGCCAUGUCUCUUUAACAAUAUAUCUUAAAUUCUCACUUUGUGUGCGCUUGUGUGUGUACGUGUGUGUGUGGGUCCAUGUGUAGGUGGGAGGUUCGGGUUUUAUUGUUGUUUUUAGCCUCUGUUAGGCACUUUGAACUACGUCUUUCUGUCUGAAAAGUGUCAAUAAAGUUGAAUUUGAAUGUGUUGAGAGUGAGGUACAGUCAAUGGUCAAAGCACAAAAGUGAAGGCUCCACCCUGUGGCACUAUUGGGAACUGCAGCUAUGUUGCAUUUAUUCAGACGUGGGACUGGGAAGUGAAAUGAAUCAUGAAUCAACGUGACUGAAUAAAAAAAACAAAGGCUUCAUUUGUCAGUGUGGUGACCUGUUUUAUAUCUGGUAAUGAUUAACCGGCAGUUAUCUCUGUGCCUAAAGCUGUAAAAGUUUCUGAUUAACAGAAGUGAAAGUAAAAGAACUUUUGAACAACAUGCAGCUGUCGGAGUGACCUCCAUUCAUAUCAGUGUCAGAUUGAAUAUUAACCAACUGCUUUUACAGGAGACGACUCAACUGUCGGUGUGUCUGUAAAGAUUAGUUUUAUCUGUUUUUAACAACAAUAAUAAAAACUUAACGGCUCUGUUUCAUACCACAACACUUGAAGGAAAAGUGUUUUUCAUUUAAAGGAUCUAUAAAGAAAAUAAUCAGUUUUUUUCUUUCAGUUUAUUUUACAUGGAAAUAAAAAAAACAAAAACAGCAAAAAGAAAAAUAAACUGACAUCCACAUUUUUUUUCAGUUUUUCUCAUUUCUCAUCUGUGAUUGUUGACGAAAAAAUAAAUUACAUAAUACUGGACCUAUACUGGUUAGUGGGACGUUUUCAGAUUGAUACUGGAUGGCAUUUAUUACCUUUAUUAUUUGAAAAACCUGUGAAUCAGAAUAAUGAUGUACAAAAAGACAGUUGGCGUUUGGUUUAUUUUGCUGACAUGUUUGUCACGUAGUACAUGAUCUGAAAAUGUCACUGUGUAAUGGAGGUAUUUUUGUGUUGGUCAGUCUAACAUCAAACUUAGUUUAAUGGUUAGUCUCAGAUAGUCUCAGAGAGGUAACAGCAGCAGCUCUGUGUUUUCAGUUUCUUCAGAUCUAUAAAAAGACUGAGCAGAUUAAACAGGAUUCAACAAUAAAACAAGUAUAUUUCAAAAAUAAACGUCUACCAUCAGACAGUUUGAGACAUCCAACUGCCAUCCUCUUUCAGACAAACAAAAGGCAAAAGUAAAUCUAAAUGUAAUUUCAAAAUGACAAUUAAAAAUGAUUGAACUUUCACUUUAUCCGGUAGUUUCUUCCUUGUCUGUCAGUGUUUCUGCUCUCUGUCACCUGAAAGACAUUUGGAAUAUAAAUGAUUAUUGUUGUCGAACAUCAUUUCAAUGUUGCAAUGAUCUAAAUCACAGAAUUAAGACACCAGCAUCUUAAGUUUUGUGUAUAACAUUUAAGUGUGAUGUCUACUGUAUGAAUCGUUACACAGAUGAUACCCGAGUUUACAUAUCAGCCAAAUAUACUGAGCAACUUGGCAGCUUAUUAAAGAAGCUGAUUAAAAAGGUUAUACAUGAUAUAAUUACCAUAAGAUCACCCAGAUGAUAAUGAUUAUAUAAAAUGUACAAUCUAUGUAAGUAUACAACACUAUACAAUAUCGCAGUACCUCUCCUCUUCUUUCUCACUUGGGCUUUUAUCACACCUGGUGCAGCUGCCCCUCCAGGAGCUAUGACACGAGAGAAUUACAAGUUACUCAGAAAUACAAGCUCAGAUAAAAAAAAAAAAAUCAACAUUCAUUCACAUUUUCAUUCAUAGAUGUAUAUUUCAUUGAUUAAAUUGUCUUUAUUUACUUUGUUUUGUCAAAGAACGGCCCUGAUUGGCUGAAUUUGACCUUCAUCAAAUGUGUGAUGUAAUUAGAAACUGGAGGGAAAUACCUCUCCCUUUUCCUGGCUGUGCUCUUUUUUGUUCAGGUAAAAUUGGCUCUCCAGACACUGAGGUAUAAAAAAACAUGGACCAGUUACUGACAAUAUUAGCAAAGAAGUUUUAAAAGUCAACACAGGUUAUCUCACUUUCAAUUUAAACACAUUAUACCCAAUCUAGAUUUUGAUUUCAGGCAAACAAAAGAACUCUUAAGAGCCAAGAACCUGCUGAACCUCAGCAACAACAAAAAAAAGGAAAAAAAAUAUUUUAAUUCAUUUUAUCUAGUUUUUUAAAUCUCAUGAAUCACUCACUGUCAAAGUGAAUGAAGAAAAAAGUUGACUGACCAUGAUGGACGACAUCUAACACGUCGUUCGUAAAUUCAACUGUCAGUCAUCUAUUCAACAUUUAUAUACGUACCUCUCAUCUUUCUUUCUGCAGUUUUAGUUCCUGAUUUUCUUUUUUCAUGGCCUGAAUAACCUGCAAUAGAAAAAGGAAAUCUCUAGUAAAAAUAUAAACUAGAAUUAUGAAGCUUCACUUUUUUGGUUGCUGAAUAUCAUGGCAAUCAGAAGACGAUCCGUAUACACUGUUUUUGUUUUUUCAUUCACUUUAUUUGGUUCUUCAGCAACAAAAACGGGAAAGAAAGAAUUUUGAAAAACAUAAAUUAAACUCAGUGAUCUUCAAAUAUUUACCUCUGUUAGUUUUCUGUCUCGGGACGUUGACGUAAAUGGACUCGUCUUCAUCAGCACCAGGAGAGUUUUCAUACACUGAUUAACAAAAACAAAUACGACAUUUUUACAGACGUGACGGACUGAUUACAUGACCUACUAACAAUCUUAGCGCAGUUUUACAUCUAUUAACUGUUUUAGUGUUUUUAUUGUUAGUACUCACCUGGGUUUGAUGGUCUUGUUGGUAUCUCAGAGGGAAAACGUGUAACUAAGAGAAAGAAGAUUAUUUUUGUCUAUUUUUUCAAAUUUAGUUUUGAAAGUUCAACUUUUUUGGAUUUCUCCCCGUUUCACUGAUAAAUAAGUGAAUAUGCAGUUUUUAAAAGAGCUUUAUUUGUACCUCUGAGUUUGCGAUGGCGAAGUAGUCCUGCCGCUGAAAGCAGCAGAGCCACGAUGAAGAUGGUGAAGAAGACUGAUAAAGACGUGGUGAGCCGACUGGAACCAGGACUGGGCCGAGAAGAAGGAGAAGAAGGUGAAGAUGGAGAGGUAGUUUCUCGCACAUCUUCAGAUGUUGGAGGUACACGUGCUGUUGGCAUCAAUGAGAAAACAGUCGAGAUGUUUUCAUUUGAUCGUUGCGUAUCAUUGAAUUUUCUUGUUGAAACUUUUUUUAUUAAUAGUUCAAUCAGUCAUUUUUGACUUUAUGACUUUUCACUGAUUUCUUGUCUCACCUCUGACAACCAGCCGGCUCUCUGGUGAUUCUCCAGCUCCAGAGAUUCGACACUUGUAGACUCCUUCAUCAGACUUUGAGACAUUAUGAACGACCAUCUUUCCUUUAAACUCAGUCUUUUUGAAUUUCCCAUUUUUAUAGAAAUCUGCUGUUUGGUAAUGUGGUGGUGCCUUUCUUCUGCAGCCCAGAGUGACAGUCAGUCCCUCUGUUACAGGGUAAACUGGACUCUCCAGGAUCACAGCACCAGCUGGACCACAGAAAUGAAGACAAGAGUUAAAACCUGAAGGAUUAUUUCUACAAACAUUGACGAGAAAUUAAAGUGUUUUUAAAUCAUACCAGUGACAAUGAUGUUGACAGAGCCACUUCUCUGUCCCUCUGCGCUCUCACACCAGUAUUCUCCACUGUGAGAUGGUGAAGCAGGUGCUAUGGUCAUUGAUGUUGCUGAAUUCCUCCACUGAGACGUCUUUUUCAUCACUCUCCAUCCGUCACAGUUUAACCGAAUGAUCUCAUAUGUAAAGAACUGGAGCCUGUUUGGGACAAUUUUAGGGUAAACUGGAUCUGGGACCAAGAAAAUAAAGAUAAAUACGAUGUAAAAGUGAGUAUAACAAUGAGGAGCGUUUCUGUAAAUAAAUCAAAGAUAGAAUUUAAAAAAAAUCUAAAGUUUCAGCUUUGAGAGUGAGUCAUGCUUUACCAGUAACGAUUUUGCAGAGUUGGAAAGAAAUAAAAACGUUAACUGAACAGAUUUUGACUCACCGGCUUUCAGAGACCAGCUUCUGUUCAGGACUGUGAGCAGCAGCAAUAAAUUCAUCACUGAAGGAAUAGUAAAAAAAAAAAGUGAAUAUUUACAAGGGUUAUAAGCUAGAGCUAAACAUGAGUCAAAACGUACCCUAUCAACCAACGGUACCAAAGGUUUUACAAACUUAAGAGUCUUUUAAACAGUUCAGAUUUUAAAAUACCCGUGGAUAUAAAUCUAAUCUGACUGUCUUUUGUUAACCGUAUAAUCUUUAAAUAGGUCGGUUAACUUUUCUUUAAAGUUAACGUCACAUUUCAAAAGUAUUUUAAAUCAAAAUCAAACUUUUAAACACUUUAUAUUGAAGGUAGGUCAAACUCACAGAGUCUGAAGCACAGUGAAGAGUCCUCCAUGUCGUCUUGCUGCUGACUGUCUCUGACCGCCUGUUCACGUCUGUUUUUAAAGAUGACAGUUUCCUGUAUAUAGAAGGCGCCGUCGCAGUUUUUAGCACGGCGACCAUUUCUGAGGUUUCUGCGGCUCUCACCGACUAAAAUAGAGUUACGCAUCUGUUCAACUGUCAGAUCAGGUCUUUGUUUAAAGAAGCACACCUGAACAUCUGAGAGGGACUUCUGAUGAGGACGAACUUCUUUAAUAUUUACAGUAUACAGUUAAAUGUCCCUCUAAUGUCACAGUUUAUCUUAGUUCACUUAGUCACUUAGUAGUUGAUUUCUUGUGUUUCCUGUUUUAUUUUGUAGGAGUUGAUUCCUUGUGUUUCCUGUUUUAUUUUGUAGGAGUUGAUUCCUUGUGUUUCCUGUUUUAUUUUGUAGGAGUUGAUUCCUUGUGUUUCCUGUUUUAUUUUGUAGGAGUUGACUCCUUGUGUUUCUACUCUGGUUUGUCCCUCCUUUGUUAAUCACCCAUGAGUCUCACCUGUGUCUCGUUUACCUGUUUGUCUAUAUAGUCCCUUUUUUACCCUCUUUACUGGUUGGUUCAAUGUCUCUUUUGAUGUCGCAUUCCCAGUGAAUCUCAGACAAAACUCUUCCUUCUGACUUCUGCUGAAAAUUAGUCAUUUUAUUUUUAUUUCAAAUGUUUUAUAUUUAUUUUAGUCAUGAUCUGCUCUUGUUCGUUUCUCGGUUUUGUUCAGUAUUUUUAUUUUAUGUGUUAAAUAAGUUCAGGAGGAUAAAUUUCAGUAUGAAACUUUAGUAUUAAAAGCUUUGUCCGUCAUAGAGCCGCUUUAUUUAAGGAAGCCGAUCAGUGUUUGUUCAACCAGGAUAUAAAGACAGUAGAGUAGUGAGGUAAACCCGCCCUGCAGUCAGGGUCAAAGUCCGUCUGUUUUACUUUGACCGUACAGUCGGGGGAGAGACUGGAACAGACACGCAGCAGGUAUGUCAGUGUUUUCAUGUUUUCAAUUCUAUUUUAGUGAUGAUUGUUGAAAAGUCGUGGAUUUAAGAAAACUGGUUUUUAUUUAAAUACGUUUUACAGUGUAGCGCGACUGUGAACCUGUUAAAGAGUGUUUGACUGAUCCACUUUUGAGACUUCCUGGUUUGACUGUUUUCAUUAAAAGAAUAAAACUGAAAUAUAAGAUCCAUUAAGUGUGAAAAGUCUUUUACUUUAUUCCAAAAUUUCAUCACUUUUUUUAAAAUAAAAAAGUAGAGCUUCCUCUUUGUGUCUUAUUUAAGUUUUUUUUUAGGUCUCUCAUUGAAAACAAUAGAAAAAAACAAAAUUUAAAUGUGAGAAAAAUGAAUUUCAAACUGCUUUAAUGAUCCCUCUGUGGUUGAUAAUGAAGAUAUAAGUCUCUCUGUCAGAGUCCUCAUAGACCAGAUUAAUAAAAAAGGAGAUUUAAAUGGCUGAAUUCUUGGUAUUUUAACUCAUUUUGACUUUUUUUUUGUUGUUGUUUUUUUUAGGAUGCUUUUCCUAACAGGUGGAUUUGACCUGAAACUUAAGCUCCGCCCCCUCAGUGCUUUGGUUUUCAAACAAAUUGUGACGGUCCUUCUGUUGACAAACUCACACACAGGUAACUCCGAUGAUGAUUUAGGGAAGAUUGACUUUAAUUAAACUGAGUUCGUCAGAGGGAUGGGAACUGUUCAGAUUUUAGCGAUUCCGAUUCCAUUAUCAAUACUGCUUAUCGAUACAAUUCCUUAUCGAUUCUCUGAACGAUUCUCAUUGAGAAUCAAUUCUCUUGGUGACAUUUGUUUAUCUUUGCCUCUGUCAUUUUACUCUUCCCUGCAGGAGAAGUUACAGGCAGAGCCCAGAGGAUCCAGAAUGGCUGUGCUCCACUUCGGCACGGCAAGCGGAUCAAAUAUACAAGCAUCAUAAUUUAAGUGCGUGAUUCCACACAAUUUCGUCCGCCUGAAAAUAAAAUAAAAUAAAGUCAAUACGUUGAAAAGUUCCUAGCUUGAUAAUAGGAGAGGCCAGUGUUGAGGGACCGAUCGGCGGAUCUCAUUCAAGUCUCACAGGGAAAUAUGCAAGAUCUUGUGAGAGUUCGUCCAGUCUCGCAAGAACUAUCAGUAAUAUCGCGAGAGUGUCUUCUCCGAUGGUGGCGGUGGAUCGGAUCCGGUAGGCGCUAUUUGCUUGCGUAUUUGAUCUGCCUGCUGGAGCGGAGCAGAGCGGUUCCAGAUCCAGUGGAAUUCCCGCGUUAAACGUUACCUUGAUGAUGUCGAGACGUUAGCUCUGCUCCUGCUUUUGCCUGUACCAGUCUCGCCUUCGCUAAGUAGCGCAUCAAACACGUUACACUUACGCAAAUUAAUUGCAUUCUGGGUGGACAAAUGUUUCCGCAUAUUGGAAGUUCCCCCCUUUCAAUGCAAUUAAAUUUGAAAUUAAAGUGUUGCAAGUGUCUCGCGUACUACGUCACCACGCAUAAAGACGUAAGAGGAACUGAUAAGCUGAAUCGUCAAGGAGGCAGACGAACAACUCUUUGGAAUCAAAUCACCAGGAACCAGUUCUAAAAAAGAACUGGUUAUCGAUUCCAAAUCUCUGAUUAUAACUCUUCAGACUUUGUGUUUCUCCAGGUCAGUCUCAGGAAGUCGGACCCUCUCAGAAGGUCGUGGCUUUAGUUGGAGAUGAUGUGAUCCUGCCGUGCCACCUCGAACCUGCAGAGGAUGUUGUUUCACAGACCGUGGAGUGGGGCAGACUUGAUCUGGAUCCGAUGUUUGUCCAUGUGUGGUAUGAAGGCAAAGACUUCCUGACAAACCAGAACCCGUCCUACAGAGGAAGAACUUCAGUGUCCAUGGAUAAGCUGAGGUAUGGAGACCUUUCACUGACGUUAUCUUCAGUCCAACACUCUGAUAACGGGAGAUACAGAUGCUACUUUCCUUCAAAAGAUCAGAUUUCCACGGUGGAGCUCGUUGUUGGUGAGUCGUUGGUCUUUCAUUGUGAACUAAUCCUUCAGAUCUCUUCAGUUCACUUCACCUGACAGAUGAUUCAGAGUCUGAAGAACAUCUUUGUCCAUCUUCAGGUUCUUUCUCCUCACCUGUCAUACCUGAUGUUGAUCAAAACCCUGAAGGAGUCACGUUACAGUGUGAGUCUAAAGGCUGGUAUCCAAAACCUGAGCUGUCCUGGCUGGACCGGGAUGGAAACCUCCUCCCUGCUGGACCUACAGAGACCACCAAAGGUCCUGAUGGUCUCUACACGGUCAGCAGCAGAGUGACUGUGGAGAUCAAGACGAGCAACAGCUUCACCUGUAGAGUCCAUCAGAACAACAUCACCCAGAGCAGAGAGACCCAGAUCCAGGUUUCAGGUGAUCCUUCAGGGUCUUUAUCAAACAGCUGAUGUCUUUUGAUGAGACGUCUGAUCUUUGAUGUGUUUUAUGGUUUCAGUUCCUGAUCCUGACGUCACACUCACCGCCGCUCGCAUCAUCAUCGUCGUGGUUAUGAUCCUCGGUGUGGUUUUGACGGUCGCUUUAGUUCUGUGGAAACGGAGACGAACUCUGAGAGAAGGUCAGUGAAGCUCUGGGACUGUUAUCAGAACAAACAUGAGAAUGAAAACAAUAAAAACUUCAUUUUAUUCUCCUGUUCUUCUUUUACUCAAAUCAGGAAAUCAGGAUCAGGCUGAAAAUGAAGAGAGAGAGAAAAAACGCUUAGAGGAAGAGAGAGAGGAACGUGAGGAUUUGGAGGAGAAACAGAAAAGACUUGAAGAAGAGUUGAAGAGAAAUGAGGAAGAGGAGAAGGAGUUGGAACAGCUGAUUCAAAAAGUGAUGGAGAGAAACAAAGAAGUGAAGAAACACUUAGAAAAAGUCAAAGAGGAAGAAGAAGAAAGGAACAAAUUCACUGAAGAGAUGGAGGAGAAGAUUCAGUCAGCUGAGAAGGAGAGAGAAAGAGACAAAGGUCAGGGAGUCUUUGACAUGAAGAGCGUCACAUUACAGGCUAAAAAACAUCUGCUGAGAAGAAAACAAGAACAUAAUAAUCUUCAAAAUAAAACACGUGAAUUCUGGAACAUAGCAGAUGCUUUAGAGAACACAGUGAGUGACAGAAAGGGGGCAGCAGAGAGCAACAAGAGAGAAGUUGAAGAAGAGCUGGAGAAGAUUCAGAGGAAACUUUCUGAGCAGAAAACAUGAACCUUUAAAAUCAGAAUCAGCUGAUUUGUUCUUAUAUUGUUGAAAUCAGAUGUUUAGUGACACAUUAUUAUGAAUUAGUUUUGAAAUCAAAGUUUAUCGACACAACUGUGAAAUUAAUGAAAUGUACUGAUUUGCUGAAGUUGCUGCACAUGAAGAAACUUUCUCACAAACUGCAAAGAUAGAUAGAUAGAUAGAUAGAUAGAUAGAUAGGAUAGAUAGAUAGAUAGAUAGAUAGAAAAAGGGGAAUUCUUAUUUUUCUGUUCAUCAGGGUGAAAGUUGUGAUUAUAUUUACAAUAAUAAUUUUAAAAAAUCAGUGUGUUUGUCAGUCUAGUUCUUCAUUUUGUUAACCUUCAGACUAUUUGGGGGAGUUUGUGUUUGCAUUUUAACUUUGUUGUUUUUGCACUCACUGUAAAUCUUUGUCAUGUGAAAUAAUAAAAAAAUUCUGUUUUUUUUUUUUUUAUGAGGUCGGCCUUGACUGGUUGUUUCUGUACUUUAAAUGUACUUGUAUAGAAAUAGUCAACCUCGUCCCUGAUGGUCUAGUUUACUUUUAGAGGACCUGCAGAGGCGUCAGUAUUACUGCCAGUCUGUCUCAAGAUGAACUAACAUGAACCUGAGUCUGUCUCAGCUGGUCUGUUCAGGGAAACCACAUCCUCUAAAGAAACCAGACCCACUUUGAAGUGGUUUUGGUGGUUCCACUGUGAUAGAAUCAGAAUCUGGUGUUUCUGGCUCUGUGGUCAGGAAAUCACCCCAAAUAAAGACUUUUGAUCAUGACAGUUUUGACGGAUCUAAAGACGAAUCAUCUUCAGAGUUCAUUCAAGAUUUGUCUUCAUUCAAGACAGAUUAGAAUUCAGUUGAGUUGCAUGCUGGGAAUUGUUGUAAAAUCGAUCUGUCUGUCUCGGUACGUUGACACUGUAGUCGUGCAAAGAAAAAGGAGGGAUAUCGUGAGAGCUUAUUUAUUAACAGGUUCUGUUCAUACAGUUUGUCAGUUGAUAGACUUUGACCAGAGAGUUGUGAACCGUCACUUGAAAACCAACACCAGGAAUACGGAAGACGAAGACAAAGACGUCUUUUAUUUCUUCAUUGACUGAAAAGCAUUUAUGAUUGGUUCAUUUCCGGUGAGUGUAACUCUGUUCGUUGCAUGAUGGCGGUCUGCGGUGAUCGAGGUCUUUGUUCGCAGUUUUGAAGACCUUUAUUCCUGCGUGAUUUUUGACAGUAUGUUGUUUGGUUUCAGCUCUCUGUUGUCUCAUCUCCUCAUGUGUCUCCUGAGACGUGUUGCCGUCGGCUUGUGCGUCUCUGUUUGUGCCACCAGGGUCCGGGCAGGUGAGACACGAACUCAUUCAACUGCAUUCACUCAAGUAGCAAGGUUUUCUUUAAUGUUUGAUUUCAGUGUUUAAGAAAAAAGCUGACGUGAUUUUUCAACUGAGCUUUGAGUCUCAUUCAUAUUUUUUACACAAAGAGUCUUUUUUGUGUUAAUGGCUCAGUCUUUAAUCAAAAAGAAGGUUAUUUUUGUCAACUUUUCUUUCAUUAAUUCAAUUUUCUUAAAGCAGAUAAACUAAAACCUUUGUAGAAAGACUUUAGUAAAGCCUGAGACUUUGAGCCAAUCCCAAUUGUUCCUCUUAGCCCUCGUUUUUUCAUGUUCAGGUCAAGCGAAGGGGGGUCCCAAUCGGUGGUGGCUGGUGGGAAAAAUAGUAGGUGGGGCAGAAGGCUUGAAGACCAGAGCCCAGUAGGGGGGACUGGGGGUAUCCUCCCCUGGGAGUUUUUUUCUUUUUAUUUUCUCACAUGUAAAUGAAGCUUUCUGGUGCAUUCUGUGAAAAUAAUUAAGGAAACAUACGAUGUUGACCUACAAAGACAAAUGGGGUGGGGAAACUGUAUUUCAAAUUAUUAACAGGGUAUUAUAGCCGACACACAGCCUACCUACAUUCAAUGUAAUCCUAUGAUAUAGAAACUGACAGCAGCAUACUCUUACUCGUGUACAUCCACCUGCAGCUCAACAGGUUAGGCUACAGCAAAGGAGCACACAAAGACAACUGCAGAAAAAUAGAGAAGAGCAGACCCACAUUUAUAACAAAUCAGGCUGUAUAUCAAAGUGAUCAGUCAAAGGGAAACAACACAAACAUUUGCUUUGAAUACAGAACAAUUUUAUUACAUUUGAUAUUUCAGUGGAACUGAAUUGAAACUGGGUGAACAAAUACAGGGUUCCCGCUCUUUUACAGAGAUCAUUUACCAAGACUUUUCCAGGAUGUUUUCAUCCUGCCUUAAAAGUUAUUGAUUUCUAACACUGCGGCAUAAAUAUUGUCUGUUAGCUUUCUCAUUAAUCUGACUUUUAUGUAGUGUCUCACUACAGCUCCCAGUAGAGCAGCUAGCUAUGUCAGACGCAUAUUGUAGCUAUGCAUCCGUUUGUGACCGAUCUGGUUAUGUCAUUCAAAUUAGGGACACUUGGGCACUGGUCCCUGGUGCCCCUUAAGGAUUUUUUUUUUUACUUGGCUAGGAAAAGCUAACUUUUUAAUGCAGAACUGUGAUCUGAGCAUGUGUGAAAGCGCAGAAAGCUUGGGCACUGGCCUGUGGUGCCCCUAACAUUAAUGCACAACUGUGAUCUGAACAUGCGUGAGACAACAGACGUUCCUAGUCCGCCCUGACGCUGAUGCUUUUUGCUCAUGCUGGCUCACGCAGCUCAGGCAGGGCUCUGCCUGCAGCGCCAGUGGUCCUGAUUCUCCGUAAGAUUAAGGGGAAGGGUUAGGGUUGGGGACCUCACUUGAAAGCUCGGGGUAAGAUUUUGAUAUAAUUCUCAUAGUAACAACACUUACCGGUAUCACUGCAUCAGCCUACAACACAGCCAGCAAGCGGCAAGGCAUGAUGAUGUAGCGGGAAUCUCCUUUCUUAGGAGCGUGUUUUCACCCUUCUGUUUGAGGGCUAGGGCGGCACAGUGGUGUAGUGGUUAACACUGUCACCUCACAGUAAAAAGGUCCUGGGUUUGAAUCCGGGUCAAGGCAUUUCUGUGUGGAGUUUGCACGUUCUCCCUGUGUCUGUGUGGGUUUACUCCGGUUUCCUCCCACAUCCCAAAAACAUGCCUAAGUGGGGUUAGGUUAACUGGCCACUUUCAAAUUGCCUGUAGGUGUGAGCGUGGAUGGUUGUUUGUCUCUAUAUGUCAGCCCUGUGAUGGACUGGUGACUUGUCCAGGGUGUCCCCUGCCUUCGCCUGAGGAUGCUGGGAUAGGCUCCAGGUUCCCCGCAACCCCCACCGGUAAAAAGCGGUAGAAAAUGGAUGGAUGUUUUAGGGCUAAAGGGGAGGGGGUAGACAAAGGGGUAAGACGAAGGGGAAAGGGAAAGAGUGACAAUUGGGAUUGGCCUUUAAACGUUGUCAUGUGAUGGCCCUGCUGAAAACAAUCUUUUUCAAAUGUCAUGUCCUCAGUGUGGCGGCGUUCAUCCUUCAAGAAGAGACUGCAAAACUGUCAAGAAGAGUUGCAGCAGAUCAAUGACAGACUUGACGAAAUGGCGCAAAGCAAAAUCGUCUCUGAAAUCCUUCAAAGGAUUCUGCUGAAUCAGUGGCAUGACGUCAAAAUGCAGCUAGAGGACGUGGAGAGAGAGAGGAACGACAACAGGAAGAAGCUGCAGUCAUUAGAGAGUUCAAUAACGGAGAGUGAACGAGAGAGGGCGACGGACAGGACGGAGAGACUCCUGAGAGACAAACAAGACCUUCUGAACGACCAGGGUCGACUGGAAAACAGGAAGGAGAAACUGGAGAAGCAGCUGCUGGACUCAGAGAUCCUGACUCAAAGUGAGGAGUCAGAGAGUCUUCUGAAAAGGAUGAGGGACAGAAAGAUUCGCUUAGAAGACAAACGACAUCAAUUAAUGAUCAACAUCGAGGAACUCACAGAGAAGGAUCAUGGGUUCAUGAGUCAGGAUAACGUUCGUUUUUUUGUUUGUUUCUUUCUUGUUUAUAGUGUUUCUUCAUAUUAUCCUUCCCUGUUCCAAAUAUCAGAAUUUGAUCUGCUGAAAAUGACCAGAGAGAGAGUCAAGGAAAUGCUCUGCUCACACGGCGUGUUAGCUUCAUAAUCCUCAGUUUUGAUCUGUAACAAACAGGAUCAGAUGAAGGACGUCCAGUCAAGGUUUUCGUCUGUGGUACCCGGGGGAUGAGUCUUUGUGGUUUUUAGUGACUUUUCUUUAUGUACGAUCAGCUCUGAGAUAAUAAAGCUUGAUUCUUCAGUGCACACAUUCUGAAUCAAGCCCUUUUUAAGUUUAUGCAUUUUUAUACUGUUUCUGUUGCGUUUAGAUCGUGGGGUGGGAAUGAGGGGUAGAUUUGGGUUUUCUUUGUUUUAUUCCUUUUUCUGUAUAAAGAACUUUGUGCUACAUGAUUGUGUAUGAAAAUUACUAUAUAAAUAAAGACUGAUUGAUUGAUUGAAUAAGGUUGUAUUAAAAAUGUGUAAGAGAAGUUUUUGAAGAAGAAAUAAUGUUGGAAUAAUAAAACCACUUUGCUUUAAAUAAAAAUGUUUCUCUCUCACUGAUGUGUUGUUUGUAAAAACUGAUCGUCCAGCUAACGCCUUACUCAACAUCAUAAAUCUUAAUUUUAAUUUUAUUUUUGUUAGUGUUGUAAAAAUAUCCACAUCAGCAGUUUUGGUGCCGCCCCAGGGUCAUAUAAGGUGAUGAUAACUGAUAGCGGGAACAUUGACAUGUUUCAGGUUGUUGUAUCUCUUGUAAUGAAUAACUCUGCAGGAAUAAAAGUUACUUAUUCACAGAUGAGAAAGUGAAAGAAGCUUCGAUAUUUGGAGUCGUAUCAGUCUCAGAUAAGAUAUCAACUCAAGAACAUUCAGAGGAGCUAACCUAUAAACUCUGGACCCUCGAUGAGUUUGAGUUUAUGUGUGUAAUAAUCCAAAUGUGUUUUUUUUUAUGACCUGAUGUAAGAGGCACAGGUUCAUUCCUGGUUUAUAAUAUAUCAAACUAUUACUCUGGCUCUGCUGAAGUACAGGAUCAAUCAAACCACACAGGGCGGAGUCGUGUGUACUAAAUUUUGAGGGUUUUUAGGUCGGUUCGAGUGUUUUUUACGUGCUUCUAACUCAGUAAAUCCACAAACUCAAAACUUCCGUACAAAACCCCGGACAUUUGAAGGAUUUUAUAAACUCCCCCGGACAAGGCCAGACAGCCCCCAAAAAAGAGGACAUGUCCGGGUAAAAGAGGACAUAUGGUCACCCUAAUCCAGCUCCCAGGAAACCAAACACAAACUCAUGUGACGGUUUUACAGCAGGACUUUGAUCCGACGGUUGAUAUCCUGGACGGAUUUGAAGGAGAGAGCUGGUUUGUUGAUUCGCUCUGUUGGUACGUGAAAAAUAAAUCUCUCUCUGUGAAGUUUUUUUUUUAUUUCUAAGAAAAAUCUUUUAAAUGUGUUUCUGUUUUAAUGUCACUUUGUUUUGAUGAUCGUCUGUAUGUGGUCUGAAUCUCUCAGACUUCCACAUUUAGGAUGUUAAACUUUAAAACAACUUUCAUAGCUUGUUAUUCAGAAUCUUUUUACUUAUUUUUUAUUCCUUUAUGAAGAUCCUGUAUUCAGAUAAUAAAUCCCAGAUGUCUCUCACCAUCUCUAUUUUCUUCUAUCACAGAUGCCCGUCAGGUUCAAGACUUUCAAGAUGAAGAUCCUGAAGUCGGCUCUCUUUCUUUGUGUGCUGUUCCUUGUUUUCAUUGCAGGUAAUUUAUUCAGUACGUUUUAAACAUCUUUCUUUUCUUUCUUUUUUUCUGCAUCACUUUUAACAGUCAGUUAAAAAAAAUUAACAGUGAUUGUCUUUUUAAAUGUUGUACUCAAUAUAAAUCUGUUCUUAUUUUUACUUCUCUUCUAAUUUGAUUGUUUUUUUAAUCAUUUUUUAAAGUGACCUCUGUCCGAGUCUUUUAAAGCUUUUUUUUUUUUCUUAAUUUCUAAUUACAGACUUGCCUUAAAUUUUAAUUGUUACUUGCAAAGUUUGGUGAUGACAUCCAGACACAAACAAAAUUUUUUUAUUCAUGUAACUCUCCCAAAAUUGACUUCAAACACUUUUCUUACAAGGGUUUUUAGCCUUUUUGAUUAGUCAAAACAACUGACACUUUUUCUGCAUCACUUUAAGUUGUAACUAAAGAAAAAAACAAACAAACAAACAAAAACAGUUAUUGUUUUUUUUUUUUUUUUCACGGUGUGCUCGAUAUAAAUCUGUUCUUAUUUUAACCAAUAAAAAUUUACUCCUCUUAUCUUCUUAAUUGAUAAUUUUUGUCUACAAAGCAAUAAUAUUUCAAAGUGACCUUGGUCCGAGUCCUUGAAGGCUAUUUUGAAUUUUUAUUCAAAGACUUGCUGUUUAUUUUCUUUUCAUUGUUAUGAACAAAAUUUGGCGAUGACAUCCAGACACAAACAAAAUUUUUCAAAAAUAUUGUUUUUCUUUUCUUCCAAGGACUUUAAACCCCUCUGAUUGGUCAGAACGACUGACUUUUCUGCAUCAUGAUUAGCCGUCAGUAACAAAAAAACCAAAACAGUGAUUGUCUUUUUUCACGGUGUGCUCGAUAUAAAUCUUUUUUCUUAUUUAAGACAAUAAAAAAUUAAUCUUCUUAUUCUCUUAUUUGAUUGCUUUUGUCUACAAAGCAAUAAUAUUUCAAGGUGACCUUUGUCUGAGCUUUUUAAAGCUUUGUUGUUGUUUUUUUUAUUUCUAAUUACAGACUUGCCAAAAAUUUUUAUUGUUACAAACAAAAUUUGGUGAUGACAUCCAGACACAAACAAAAUUUUUCAAAAUUCUGUUUUUUAAUUAAUGUAACUCUCCCAAAAUUGACUUCAGACACUUUUCUUCCAAACCUGUGACAAAGUUAAACUGAUGUAAAAUGAAUAAAAAGGAGCAGGUUGGUUUUAUUUUAGUGAUAUUUUCUCUUAAACUUCAUUAUUUAAGUUUGUCUCUUAUAUCUUCUCAGUUUCUUCCACACCUUUGCCUGAUGAGAAAGUAGACGCUCAGAAUGGUAUUCAUCUCAAUACAAUUCACAAUAUUUAUAUUGAAGUAUUCCAAAUAUUUAAUUCUCAAUUAAAUGAUUAAAAAGAAACCGAAUCAUAACUUUUAUGUAUUAUUUUUAAAACUUUUUAUUUUCAGCUCUGGAAUGUUACACUGGUGUGUCUUGCUUCCUCAUCGCUCUGGCUGGUGGACUAGCCUGUGGUGUUCUAACGUCAGGAUGUAUUUUAUUUGUCCAGUGGAAAACCAAAUCAGAAAACAGUGAGUAACAAUAAACGUGUUAAAAUCACAGUCUGUUUUUUAGAGAAGUUUAUCAUCAAACUGAACUUAAACUGGAAGAUCCUUUGUUGGCAUUAAUUUCAUGUUUUCUCUGUUUUUUCUCUGAUCUUGCAUGGACCUCCAAAAAAGGUACCGCUUCAAAAAAGCUCCAAGAAGAAUCCCUGACGAUUCAAGAAGACCGGGACAUUUGGAAAGCAGAUCUGACUCGGUGGGAGGAGCAGAAGACUGGACUGAAGAAUCUGCUAAAUGAGUUCAGGGAUCAGGUGAGGAAAGCAGAGUGGAACAGGGAGAAAAAUAAAGCCAGGAUCAAGUCAGUGGAGAUGGAAAUAACCCAGAGUGAAAGGGAGAGAGCCACAGACAGAACCGAGGAGUACCUGAGAGAAAAACAGAGACUGCUGGAUGCUCAGGGCGAACUGGAGAAGAGAAAAGAAGAGCUGGAGGAGCAGCAACUCAACAUCGAGAGACUUUAUCAGAGAGCAGAGGGAAUGGUCGACACCGUGAGAGGGAGAUGAAGGAGGAAAGACAGUGAAAGGAGCCAGAUUAAUCAGCAGCUAGAAGAUCUAGAACGUCAGGAUGAUUAUGCUAACCUUCACUGAGAGUGAAACAUAAACACAGCCAACCAUUUAGACACCAAUGAACCUCUUACUUCCUCGCUGACUCACCAUGUUUAAAACUUGUAAAUUUGAAUUUUAUGCUCAAAAUAAUUUGAUUUAGUUUUUCUUCUCCACAAACACUGUAGGUCGUAAUCAUGACUGCAACUAUAGAGAAUAAUAAAGACAUUUAUACUGCAGGCCACAGCACUGUGCACCAGGUGUGGAUAAGGGUAAAAAGAGCUCAGUGACUUUUAAUUUGAUGAUUUGUACAACACUGUUCAAAAAUGUUAUCAUGUCUUUAAUCAUUUUUGACACAAACAGCUAAGUCCAGAUUGAUGUUGCUGGUCCUGGGACUGACUUAGACUGUGUUUAUUCCUCUGUAUGAUUAUCUGUUUCUUCAGAUAAAUAUUUUUUUGUAUUCUUGUUGCAAGUCAGUUUUAAAAUGGUUUACGGAUGGACUCACUACAAUUGAAAUAAAUUAAAAUGAGAAAUACAAAAAAAAAAAAAGGAAAUUAAAUUUAUAAAAUUAAUUGAAAAAUUAUUGAAAUUAAAUAAAUAGAUAAAUAAUAACUGAAGUAAAUAAAUACCAUAAAACAAUAAAAUAUAAUGAAAAAAUAAAGAAAUUAAAUAAAUAAUACCAAAUAAAAUUACAUGAAAAAAAAAAUAAAUAAAUAAAUGAAAUAAAAUAAAUAAAUAUUUUAUGAAAUAAAAUAAAAUGAAAAAAAUAAGAAAUUAAAUAGAAAAAACAAAAGAGUAAUAUAAAAUAAAAUUACUUGAAAUUGAUUAUAUAAAAUAGAACAAAAAUAAAUGUGUGGCAAAAUAAAAGUGUGGCAUUUGCAUUUGUUUUUUUUUUGUUUGUUUAGUUUUAGCAUUUUUAUGCUUCUAAGAUUUAAAUAAUCUAAGAUAUAACCAUUAUUAUUAUUAUCAUUAUUGUUGUUAAUAUUUCAGCAGUUCAUUGACUUUAUGUGACUCCCAUCGUCCAUCUGCAUGUGCUACAAAAAAAUAAUAAACUACUGCGCUCCAUCAUCUGGUUGGAUCAAUGAUUUCUUUGUCGGAAUAUAAAUGUCCUAUUGUUUAAAUUUCAUCACUGAAAUAAACUCAUUACAACCUCAGUGUUCUGAAUCUGGUUUUCACUGUCACUGAUCCUGAAUCAGUUACUCAUUAACUCGACCAUGUGAUCAGGAUAAGGCCUUUAUUGACCCUGAAACCGACUGUAGAGGCAGGGCAGCGUUUAGAGAGAAAGUUUUUUUAGAUUUGUUUUACUUGUAUUAGUCUGAAAUAAUAAACAGCCUGUAAGUAAGAGCAGUCAGUCCAGUCAGAGGUACACGCCCUGGGACAAGUUGAAUUAAUUUACAGAUGUCGGUCGUACAACUGCUUACAGGGAAACAGCAGGUACGUGUCUCUUUUUUUACUCUUUAUUCUAAUAUUUCUGCGUCUUUUCUCCAAGUUUUCUGUGAAUUUAAGUGAACAGAUCUUUUACAAAGUCAAUAUAAAUGUGAGUAUCUGAGUCUUAACGGAGUGUGUUCAGUCCAGCAGAGGUUUCAGCGGUAGAAGAUUUCCUCAAAGAUCUUUUUUAACAGAUGAAGUUGACUGAAUUUUCUCUCUCAGGAUGUUUUGUAUCAUGGAUGGCGUUUUCUCCAGACCGCUCUUUUUCCACCGGGCUUUUGUUUUCCAGCUCAUUGUGACGCUCCUUCUGUCGGCAGACUUUUGUACAGGUAUCUAUCAUACAAAUAUUUAAGUCAGACUUGUGCAAGAAUCUCAUCGCACCAUUUGGAAACGUGUGUUUCUCCAGGCCAGACUCAGGAAGACGGACCCUCUCAGAAGGUCGUGGCUUCAGUUGGAGAUGAUGUGAUCCUGCCGUGCCACCUCGAACCUGCGGAGGAUGUUGUUUCAAAGAGCGUGGAGUGGGGCAGACUUGACCUGGAACCAAGAUUUGUCCAUUUGUGGGAUGAAGGUCAUGACCUUUUGACAAACCAGAACCCGUCUUUCAAAGGAAGAACUUCGAUGUCCGUGGAUAAACUGAAGUAUGGAGACCUUUCGCUGACGCUGUCUUCAGUCCAACACUCUGAUAACGGAGAAUACAGAUGCUACUUUCCUUUAAAAGAUCGAAUAUCCAUGGUGGAGCUCGUUGUUGGUGAGUCUUUACGUGUUUUAAUUUUCCCACUUUCCCAUAACUCGGUGUUUUUAUGACCUCUGAUGAAGCUGCACUUCCAAAAACCGUUUUUUUGUUCAGCUGAUGUCCGUCUUGAGUCUCAUUUCAUUUGAGAAAAUGAUGUUUAUAUUCAACAUGUCACUGCUCAGCUUUACAACAGUAACCACAUCUUUUAGACCAAGAGAGGGCGCCAAACACAAGAAGACUUUUAGGUUUCCAUCCCUGAUGAAGAUGACAGUUUGUGCUUCUUGUCUCCCAUCCUCAGGUUCCUCCUCCUCACCUUUCUUGAGGUUUUUUUGUCCAGAUUGUUGUCGCUGGCCCUGGGACUGACUUUGACUGUGUGUAUUCCUCUGUAUGAUUAUCUUUCUCUUCAGAUUUUUUUUUUUUUUUGUAUUCUUGUUGCAAGUCAGUUUACAAAUGGUUUAUGGAUGGACUCACUACAAUAAAAAUAAAAUUCAAUAAAAAAAAUUCAACUAAAGAAAUAAAAUAACUAAUAAAAUAAAUAAAAAAAUACUAAAAAAAUAAAAUACCAUAAAACAAUAAAAUAAAAUAAAUAAUUUAAGAAAUUAAAUAAAUAACGAAUAAUACUAUCAAAUAAAAUUCCAUGUAAUAAACAUAAAUUAAUAAAAAAUUAAUUAAUUAAAGUAAAUAUAUCAAUUAAUAAUCAAUAAAAUGAAAAAAUAAGAAAUUAAAUAAAAACAAAUAAAUAAUAUUUAAUUAAAUAACAUGGAAUUAAUUUUAUAAAAUGUAACAAAACUGAAUAAAAUUAAAAAAAUAAAUUUUAAUCAAAAUUAAAUGGAAUUAAAUAAAAUAAGUACUGGAACAAUAGUGAAACCUUAAACAACAUUAAGUUUAAGUGUGGCAUUUGUAUUAUUAUUUUUUGUUUGUUUGUUUGUUUGGUUUUAUUUUUUAGCAUUUUUUAUGCUUCUAAGAUUUAAAUAAUUUAAGAUAUAACCAUUAUUAUUAUUAUCAUUAUUGUUGUUGUGACUCCCAUCGUCUAUCUGCAUGUGCUACAAAAAAAUAAUAAACUACUGCGCUCCAUCAUCUGGUUGGAUCAAUGAUUUCUUUGUCGGAAUAUAAAUGUCCUAUUGUUUAAAUUUCAUCACUGAAAUAAACUCAUUACAACCUCAGUGUUCUGAAUCUGGUUUUCACUGUCACUGAUCCUGAAUCAGUUACUCAUUAACUCGACCAUGUGAUCAGGAUAAGGCCUUUAUUGACCCUGAAACCGACUGUAGAGGCAGGGCAGUGUUUAGAGAGGAGCGACUUGAAAGCUUUUUUUCUACCUGUUUUACUCGUAUCAGUCUGAAAUAAUCAACAGCCUGUAAGUAAGAGCAGUCAGUCCAGUCAGAGGUACACGCCCUCAGACGAGAGUCAAAGUCUGUUUUAAAUUGAUUUAUAGACGUCGGUCGUACAACUGCUUACAGGGAAACAGCAGGUACGUGUCUCUUUUUUUACUCUUUAUUCUAAUAUUUCUGCGUCUUUCCACGAAGUUUUCUGUGAAUUUAAGUGAACAGAUCUUUUAAGUCUGAGAGUGCAGUCUGAGCACAGCUGAGGAAACGUCUCCUGACUUUGAGUCAUACUGACCACCGUUCCUGUCAGCCUCUCCGGUACAGAGUCAGUCGCCUUGAUAGUUAAAAUAUCUCGUUAGCUGGAGAAAUCGACACCAAUCAAUCAAUAUAAAUGUGAGUAUCUGAGUCUUAACGGAGUGUGUUCAGUCCAGCAGAGGUUUCAGGGUUAGAAGAUUUCCUCAAAGAUCUUUUUUAACAGAUGAAGUUGACUGAAUUUUCUCUCUCAGGAUGUUUUGUAUCAUGGAUGGCGUUUUUUCCAGACCGCUCUUUUUCCACCGGGCUUUUGUUUUCCAGCUCAUUGUGACGCUCCUUCUGUCGGCAGACUUUUGUACAGGUAUCUAUCAUACAAAUAUUUAAGUCAGACUUGUGCAAGAGUCUCAUCGCACCAUUUGGAAACGUGUGUUUCUCCAGGCCAGACUCAGGAAGACGGACCCUCUCAGAAGGUCGUGGCUUUAGUUGGAGAUGACGUGAUCCUGCCGUGCCACCUCGAACCUGCGGAGGAUGUUGUUUCAAAGAGCGUGGAGUGGGGCAGACUUGACCUGGAACCAAGAUUUGUCCAUUUGUGGGAUGAAGGUCAUGACCUUUUGAUAAACCAGAACCCGUCUUACAAAGGAAGAACUUCGAUGUCCGUGGAUAAACUGAAGUAUGGAGACCUUUCGCUGACGCUGUCUUCAGUCCAACACUCUGAUAACGGAGAAUACAGAUGCUACUUUCCUUUAAAAGAUCGAAUAUCCAUGGUGGAGCUCGUUGUUGGUGAGUCUUUACGUGUUUUAAUUUUCCCACUUUCCCAUAACUCGGCGUUUUUAUGACCUCUGAUGAAGCUGCACUUCCAAAAACCGUUUUUUUUGUUCAGCUGAUGUCCGUCUUUGAGUCUCAUUUCGUUUGAGAAAAUGAUGUUUGUAUUCAACAUUUACAAGAGUAACUACAUCUUUUAGACCAAGAGAGGGCGCCAAACACAAGAAGACUUUCAGGUUUCUAUCCCUGAUACUUACAGUUUGUGCUUCUUGUCUCCCAUCCUCAGGUUCGUCCUCCUCACCUGUCGUUCACGGUGUUGAUAAAAACCCUGACGGAGUGACGUUACAGUGUCAGUCUAAAGGCUGGUUCCCACAGCCUGUGGUGUUGUGGCUGGAUGGUGAUAGAAACCUCAUCUCUGCUGGACCUACAGAGGCAGCCGAAGGUCCUGGUGGUCUCUACACCGUCAGCAGCAGACUGACUGUGGACAAAAGUUCAACAUUUAUCUGUAGAAUCGAACAGGUGACGGUCCAACAAGCCGGAGAGACUCAGAUUCACAUUUCAGGUGAUUUUUUUAAACAUAUUUUUACUUUUCUUACAGCUGACAUGGUUUUGUAGAUCUGAUGUUGUGUUUUGUUGUUUCAGCUGGAUUCUUUACGACCUCUAAUGCUGAAUCAGCUCGUCUCGGCAUCAUAGUCAUUAUUUUGGUCGGGUUGAUUUCUGCACUCGUCUUUGGCUUUGGUUUGUGGAAACUGAAACAAAAUCGGAAAACAGGUCAGUCCUCACCAGUCAUCAUUAAAACACCUCAAAAUAAAAGUUCUGUGAUUGAUUGAAGUGUACACUGUAAAAGUAAUAAUAAUAUCAAUGAUAAUAGUAAUAGUGUUAGCUUUGACAGUGAAGUGGGUUUUUUUCAUGUUAAUAAGUGAGAUGAGCAGGAUGUGCUUCUGUGGUUCAUUCACAUUUACCUUGAGUAAGAUUCUAGCCUCUGAUUGGUUAGUGCUGUGACAUGUGAUCAGGUUGGUAAAGAAGUCAAGUUGUUGUCAUGCCGAUGAAGCUGAAACGUAUAAAUACUGCUUUCUUAUCAUUAGGGUGAUCCAACAACCUCACAUCAGACCCUCACAUUACAAAAAUAAUAACAAGAAUGAUAAUUGAAUUACAAACAAUGAUUAGAAUAAAAAUAACAUUGAUAUUAAUAAUAAUAAAAAAUAAAAAUUAGAAUAAUAAUUACAACAAAAAAUAAUAAUUAAAAAAAUAAUAAUAAUAAUAAUAGUGACACAAAAUAAAUAUUUAAAUAAUAGUUAUAAUUGGAAUAAUAAUAAUAGUAUUGUUAAUCAUAGUAUUAAUUAAAAAAAUAAUAAUUGAAAUAAUAAUAUUAGUAAUAGUAAUAUUUUUGAUAUUAGUAUAAUAAUAAUAAUAAUAAUAAUACAAAAUAGUAAUAGUAAAAGUGAUAUUAAUAAGAAAAACAAUUAUAAUUGAACUAAUAAUAACAAAAAUGAUAAUAAUAAAAACCCAUUAUAAUUCAUUUUCUUAUUAUCAUUAUUAUCAUUAUUAUUAGUAUUAUUAUUAUUAUAAGUAGAGGUAGUAGUAGUAGUAUUAUAUCUAGUAUUAGUUUUAUUAUACAAAAUCAUAAUUUUAAUAAUUUUAAUAAUUACAAUGAUAAAAAAUUUAAUAUAAACAAUACAUUUAAUUGAAAUAACAAAAGUAAUAAUAAAAGCUAUAGUAAUAGUAAUAAUAAUGAUGAUAUAAGUAUUAAUAAUAAUAAAAUUAAUAAUUAUUAUUAUUAUUAUAAAUAUAAUUAUGUGGUUAGAAAAUACUAAAAAUAACAGUAAUUAAAAUAAUUAUUUUUAAUAUAAUAUACAAUUAUAAUUAUUAAUAAUUAUAAAUUAAUGAAACAACAACAAUACUACUACUGCUGAUUAAUAACAACAACAAUAAUAAUAAUAAUAAUAAUGUGUAAGUUUAAACAUCAUUACAGAGUUUGGUGAAGACUGUUAACUGGUCCAUGGUGCACUCAGAGUCCUGCUCUGGGAACCCCGCCCACUCAUCACCUUUUUUCAAUCAAAGUUUUAGUUCUGUUUAAUGUCAUUAGAAAAUUAUCCUAUUUUGUCGUCUUCUCUUUCGAUAAAGCAGCAUCUUCACUUUUUAACUUUGACUCUGGUUUUUAAAAUACAAAAUAUUUAAUUUCCUCUUUCUUAAACUCACAGAGUCAGAGAACAAUCAAGAUAGAGCUGAAGAGAAGGAGAAGCUCAUGUCAGAAAGAGAACAGAAACUGGAGGAUUUGGAGGAGGAGAAGAGAGAGCUUGAAAAAGACCUGCAGAGAAAUGAGAGAGAAGAGAAGAACUUGGAACAGAUGGUUCAAAAACUGAAGGAGAAAAACCAAGAAGUGCACAAACAAGUGGAUCAACUCAAAGAGCAAGAGGAGAGCAUGGAGAAGGUCACCGGAUUCAUCGAGGAUAAGUUUCAGUUAGCUGAAAGGGUGGUAGAUAGUGACAAAAGUCAGGUAUUCACCAUGAUGAAAAACGUCGCGCUGGAAGCUCAAAAACAUCUGCAGAGAGGAAAAACUGAAUACGAGACCCUUCAAAUGAAAACACAAGAGUUUCAGAACAUAACAGAUGCUUUAGAAAAAAUAGUGAAGGAGAGGAAGGAGGCGCUCAAGAACAACAAGAAAGAAAUCUAUGAACGGCUGAAGACGAUUCAAAAGAAACUUUCACUGAGAAUAUCAGAAAAACAGAACUGUUGACGUGUUUCUAAUCCUUCCUGAUCAGUGAAUGUUUUUACUUUCUCAAAGGUUUGCACUAUUAAAUGUUGUCAGGAUGAUCUGCUGUAAUACUGUGAUUGUGAACACUGACUUUGAGUUUUGUGUAGUUUUACAGUUUGGAUUUUUAUACACACUUUAGAGAGUUCAACUGCUUAUUUUUGUUUCUUGUACAACAAAGAUCGUAAAAUAAUUUAGUGUAUCGAGUAAAAAUAUGGAUGAAGGGACAGAGACAGAAAGGGACAAUGCAGUUUGAACAAAGAGGAGAAGGAGGAGUUUGAAUCUCUGAAGGAGGAGAUUUUGAGGAGUUUGUUUUUACUGCACUUUUAUUAGACCGUCCAUUUUUGGUCACGAGGUUCACAAGUGUUUGUUUUUACUGAAAACUGUCAUUGUACCAAAAAUAAUAAUGCAUUAAAAUCAAUACUUUUAUCAAUUAUUGACACGGUCUGGGCUGUUAUAUCUUUAUCAAAAAUAUUUCACUUUGCACCUCAUUUUUGGAAAUAUUGCUUAUUUUGUGUUUCUCCCAUAAAAAAAAAUCUGGGUUCUCUCGACAAAAGAUGCUAAAAACCUAAAAAGAAUCUAAAAAAUUAUAAGAAACUUUUUAUCUAUCGAUAGGUCUGAAGAUGUUGACAAGAUGUGAUGCUUUAAAAGUAAAAAAAUAUGAAUGUAUAAUGUUUUUACUGCACUUUUAUUAGACGGACCGUGUCAGUAAACUUUAAGGGGUGCACAAGGGUUAAAGGAAAUAUUUUGAGUGGAAUGCCCUUUAAAUUUUACAGUCGAGGAUCAGGCUUCAGUACACUUCAGUUCAGAUUAAGAUCCCCAUUUGUAGUCAGUGGGAACAUCUGCUGGCAGCUCUGUGAAUUGCAUUAAAAAAUAUGAUUUUAAAAAGUUUAGCUCUGUAUCUGGUCACCUGGUGGCGCUACAGUCCCAGAACCUUUAACUAUCUCUACCAAGAAUAAAAACAGGAUGACCAGAGAUGAGAAGAUGAAAAGCAGAGGUAAUCUGGCUUCAAGCCUAAUGAUAAAAUAAUAAUAAAUAAAAAAUGAUAAAGCAGUCAGUUUAAUAUCAGUCUGUCUAAAAUACAGUUGACAGAUGCUGAUUUAAAUGGAUUAGUCUUUUUAUUUCUACCAUCAUUAAUUGAACCAAGAAAUUAAAUUAAAUUCUGUUAAAAGAAUGUGGACCAACAAAUUCGUAGUCUGGUCAAAAUCCUGAUAAGAAUAUAUCAGACAGGUUCCUCUAAUCAAUAUUUUAUUGAUGGAGACUGACAAAGAUGCUCAUAAACUGUUAAGGUUGUAGGAGCUCUCCUUUGGUUUUGUUUGUCGUUACUUUUUGAUUGGUGUGAUAUUAAUGAGAGCUGAUGUAUUUUUAAUAUUUUGUCUUUGUCUUUUAUAAACAAAAGUAAAUGUAUUCUGCAGAAAGGACAAUAAGAUCAGUAACUGUUAGUUUCAAAAGUGAAGUUCAUGGUCUGUUCUGCAAAGUAACUGACUUUCACAAAGUGAACCACAACCCCUUAUCAAUAGACCUGUGAGGAUGAUGUGGUUGUUUCACACAGCAUUUGUAAAGCUCAGACGCUCAGUCAAAAAUAGGAGUGACAGACUUACAACCAUACAGAGAUGAUGUGAUCAACAAACACCAGAAAUAUUCGACCUAACCUUCACCUCAGAGGCAGUGACAUGUGAUGGAGUACAUCUAUAGAUCAUUUUCAGUUCGUCUGCUUCAGGUCAAACUGCAGACGCAGACAUAUGUUGGUGACAGACCACAGGGAGAGUAUUUAAAGACUGCUAUAGCUUCACCUGUGGGAAUGGAAACAGUGUGGUGUAACUGUGACAUCUCAAACCACCACCCUCCUCAAACAAAAGCCUUGAGAUGAGAGUCAGUGAAAACCCCGUUGACCCAAAUGCUUUAACCCCCUGAAUUAUUCUUCCAUGAAUAUGUUUUCUUUCUCCACAAGAUGUCCCUUAUUUCAGUUUGUUAAACAUCAUUUGAUCCGAGUCUAACCUGGACUAACUUUUAUGGAAAGUUCAAUGAAUCUUGCGCUUGCCGAUUGGUCAAAAAAACAGCACAACUUCACGCUUCUCCUUGUGCAAAUGUAUAUGCUCUUGUGGACCUGCGAGAAACAAACGACUUUCAUUAGAGAGUGCGACAUAUUUCAGUUUUAUGAAUUUGACAGUAAGUGAUUUUGUCAGUCAGUGAAAGUAUGAAACUUGUAUUGGCUGGUUUACACCAGUGAUCGUGACGGACAUACCUCGGGUUUAUGGUCUAAUGAACUACAGCUUUGUCUCUUGUUGCUGCUGAUCUGGUUCUGCUCCGAUCUGCAGAAAAAAAUAAAUAAAUAUAAGAGCAAAUAUCUUCUUUGGAUACAUAACAUUUCAUAGAAUCCUACCUCAUACUGCCCCCACCACAGUACUGUUUAUUGUUAUUAUUACUAUUAUUAUCAUUAUUAUUGUUAUAUAAAAAUAGUCAUUCAUUCAAUGACUUUCUUCAAACUUAAAUCUAUAGUCACUUUUAAAAGUCUUCACACUACGACACACCUUAUCUCUACAAUAACUUUGUUCACCAAAGUAAACAAACUUUAGUUUAAAUUUUAUAUGUAGAGCAAUAUUUAAAAUGAUUUACCUCCUUUCCUCUCAAAUUUGUAACAACAGCAUAUGUGGGCACGCUUGUGUCUGCAGUACUUUGCACACCUUUAGUCCUUUAUUUAUGUGGUUAAUUGUCUCAGUAAUUUGCAUUUCCAACACAUUGCCAACUCAAUAAGACAAAGUAACCAAUCGAACCUCUGUAGCAUUGACACAUUUGAUAGGAUUCUUGAUUUACUGACAGUAAAUACCCACCAAGCAUUUUUUGGUCUAAAGAGGUCUAAAUGUAGCCUAGACGACUGGUCUAAAAUCAGACUACCACAGGUCUAAAAAUGAAAGAUUUUUAGACGUGUAAAUUUAGACCAAUGUUAGACUAGCUGGCGAUACUAUAGUACACAGUAUAUUCCUUAAUGGCUAUCAUAAUUAUUUUGGUUAAGUACUUGGAGAUCAGUUAUGCAACUCACAGUUACUUUUUGAAAUAAAUAGUUAUCGAAUAAUGAUUUAAAGUGCAACGUCUAAAAAUGUACAGAAGCUAGAUGGUUGAAAUUAGGUCUAAAAAAAUCUAGACGUCUAAUAGCUGUCCUUUCCUCAGUGGGUAUGACAUCAACCUAAAAAGGCACAACAUUGCCAAUACAUUUUUAAUUUGUCCAAGAAUCCUGACAUCUCUGUCCUCCUCUCAACAACAUUUCACUGAGCUAUUUUUUUCUGUUCUCAUUGAUAGCUGCAUAUUCCUGGUUACCAGAAUUCAAACAUAUAUAACCUUACAGGGACAGCAUGCUAAACAUUUCUUUACAAGAAUAAUGUUACCUUUGUUCUUCAGACGGCAAAGAAGGCCCACUAUCAACAGAAGUCCAGCCAGGACCAAAAAAGCCCGAAGAGCCAGUAAAACCAAAGAGUAAUGAGAAAAGCCAUCAGAUUGGUCUUGGAUCUCUGUGGCUGGUAAAUCUGCAUUUGAUCAAACAUGAACACACAAAAUUUGGGGCGAAUUUAAAGUUCAGUGUAUUACUUAAUACAUUCCUAAGUCUAUAUAAUAUUUAUAAUAUCCCUAAUAUCCCAAAUGUACCCGGUCCAUUAAAACUUGUUCAAACUGCCGAAACUCGAGUAUAUAGUUUUCUAACAUUGGGAAAAAGUCUCACCUUUCACAGACAGCCAGCUCUCUUCUGAUUCUCCAGCUCCUGAAAUGCUGCAUUUAUAGAGUCCUUCAUGAGAUUUAGAGACAUUACUGAUGAGAAACUCUCCUUUGUAUCCUGUUGUGAUGAGUUUGUCAUCUUUAAAGAAUUCAGCUGCCAAAUUUUUUACAGCCAUCUUUUUCCUGCAAGUCAGACUGACGCUGUCACCCUCCGUCACGGGACCAAUGGGACCCUCCAGGAUCACAUUUCCUGCUGAACAACAAAGUAUUUACACUUCUGAAUUAAAAAGUCCUUCAAGGCUCACAUAUGUGACAUUGACUAAACAUGUAUUGACUGAUGAACACUUUUCAAUGGUCCUUACUGGUGACUGUGAUGUUGACACUGCUGGUUCUGUCCUCAACGUCAUUUUCACACCAGUACUCUCCACUGUCUGAUGCCAAGGCGAGUCGGAUGUUAAAGGACCCUGUGGAGGUUUCCCACUUGAGAGCGUUUGUUGUAUUUUCUCUCAGCUUUCUCAUCACUCUCCAUUCAGAUGAGAAAUCCAGAUUAUUACAUUUAAACUGGAUGGAUUCAUACUCAAAAAACUGCAGUCUGCUUGGAUCAAAAUGAGGAAAACCAGCAUCUGUAACAAGCGCAAGAGAAAUAAAACAAACAUAUUAUAUAAAAGAUACUUUAACAACGUAGUUCACACUUUAAAACCCAAUAAAAACACUCAAAUCUCAUCACCAACGAUGGCUAAAAGUAGUGAAUAUAUAAUCUAGGACUUUGCUUGAAAAGUGAAUAUUUAAUAAAAUAUAUUUUGCAUAUACCCAGCUGCAGUUUUUUAUUAGUUUAUCAUUAUUUUACAUGUGUGUGAAAGAAUUAACUUACAGAUACUUACCAGCUUUUUCAGCAAAAUAACAUUUCUGAGUUUGAAUAGCAAACAGCAGAAUCACAUUCACCCCUGGAGACACAAAUAUACGUGUUAAUACAGAUGAACGUGUGAAUCUGUCAUGUGAUACUGAAAUGCUGAAACAUAGUUUGUGAUGUCAAGAUGGAGCAAACAGACAAAAAGACUUAGUAGUACUCACACCGUCCGCUGCAGAAAGCUUUCACUUCCAUUUGGUCUCGCGGCUGAACGUUUACUGAACAUCGCGCUAAAGUACAACAGAAUCAUCGAGCUAAGACCCUCCUCUUCUUCUCGAGAGGCACCAGAUCAGAGAGUUGUUUCUUGAGUUAAAGAUAUAGAGGGUAUCAGCAGAGCCGAUUCUAAAGUGUGCUGGGGGCCAAGCAAAAAUUGUCAAGGGGCCCCUCUGAGAAGCGGUGAACAUAAAUUAUCUGAAACCAACAAAAGGGGUCAGAAACAGAUACUUUUAAAAUCAAUUAUCAUUCUUACUAUAUAACUUGAAAAAUGUGCUCUGAAAUAGCUACAGUUCUGGAAUGCUUUUACCGUAAUAGCCAGCAUCUCACCCUUAUUCAAAGAUUCAAUGUCUGAGAUUCACUUCAGUAUGUUAUAAGCUUUAAAGUCGAUGUUUUUUUUUAUGUAAGAAAGAACUCUGUCUAAACUUAGAUCUAAAUUUCAAAGCAUCAGUAGAGUAAGAGUUAAGCUAGCUAAGACACAACUUACAUUUAUAGCAUUCUAUUAACAUUGAAAGUUGUUGUCUGGGUUAGCUGCUUUUCCCUGUCUAAAUCUCUCCCUUAACAGUGUUCUAGUUACUUUGGUGAAGUUUCAGUAUUGUACCUUACAACCGGACUUUCUCUCUGUCGGCGAACCCAGCAAGACGGUGCGGGUGUGUCACAACACGGUAACAGCGAGCUAACGACGCGGGAACCCGAGGCUAGCAUCUCCCGCUAAGCUAACACGGCUAACUAAUAAACAGUUAACAGCCAGCCUCACACCUAAUGCUGGUUAAAGUUUUUGACACAAUUCGCUAUCUGCUCCACUUACCGCUGUCUUACUUUCUCCUUAUUUCCUUCUCUUUUUCUCCUCACUCCCUGAUAAGUAGCUCCACUUCACGGCUCAUUUCGACGUUACUUUGAUUGACACAUUAUGCUAAGAUGGACGUCGGUCACGUAGCAGCAGGACAGGGAUGACAUGGGGCCCCUUUAGGGGGGGAACCGUCUAAGGCUCUGUCUCAAUUCAGAGACUGCACAGGGCCGAGCGUUCUAUCGUUCUGUGGACUGGAGUACCCUGUGUGAGAUGGUCCGGUUUUUGUGAAUUGGGACGGUCUACACUUCAGAGGACUUCCCGGUUGAGUCGCCAAAUGUUCCCGCCCUCAGGCUCGACUUACGACUGACUUGAAAAAAACCCGCGGAGCAUUUAUUUUUUAAUCGUGCGACCAUGCACAGACACAAAACAAUAGAUACAUACAAGCACAGAUCAUUUCCACUAAAUUCCUCCAAUGAUUGUUUUGAAUGGAGUUUUAGGGCCAAAGUGCGAUUUUUUUUAAGACUCCAAGAUUAAUGUCGUGAAUUUACAAGAGUAAAGUCAUUAAUUUAUUAGAAUAAAGUCGAAAGGUUCCCUGUUAUUUCAGAGGAGACUUGUUAAAAUUAGGGCCAUGAAGCAUUUAAAGGAACUUUGCUUCAGUAUACAAGCCAAAUGGGACACCGUUAGCGCUGCGUGAUGACAUCACGCACACUUGAAAUGCACCGUUCAACAGUGCAGUCUCUGAGUUGAGACACAGCCUAAGAUGUCAUUGCAAAUUGACUGCUAGUUGCUAAAUGAGGUUGCAAUACUUCAGGAUACUUUUGGGGAGUGGGGUUUGUCAGCCGUUGGGGGCCCCCUAAUGGCCUGGGGUCCCAAGCAACUGCCUGCCAUGCUUGUUGUCUGGCUCCAGCUCUGGGUAUCAGACAAACAUGUAGAUAGACGGACAGUUAGACAAGGCUGGCUGACUUUCCUAAGACAAGAUAGACACAUGAAAAAGACAGUGUCAGGGACCAAGCAGUCAAGCACAAAACAAGUUCCAGAAAUAGAUGGAUUUAUUUAAAAAAAAAAAAUUUACAAAGCAAAUGACUGAAUUAAAUGAAAUCAAAGUUAUAGGGGCCUUAAAAGAGGUCAACAAAAUAUAACUCUACUGAAAAUAAGGCUAACGAAACGAGACAUCAACUCAAUUAACAGACCUGCCAGGAUAAGACAGUGUUGAUCAGACCACAUUUAACAAACAGGGGGAAACUACUGUAUAUAUACACAAUAAAGCAAACUAACACAAUAAAACCCUGGUCCCCCCAUGAUGUAAGAGCUCUUGGUCCAGUCUGUGGGAGGGACUUCAGCAUAAAGCCAUGCUCCACCCUCCGCCUCACCUUUUGUUUGUCCAAGGAGGAAAUGCCACCCCAGAAGCCAGGUGACUCAGAAACAAGAGAAAUGAAUUCAUACAAACAAAAUGACAAACAAUUUAUUUUCUGAGUAUGAGUGUGCUAAAAUGUCCCGCCAAACAUUGUACACUCCUCAUCACCAUGGCUGUUAUACAAACAGGAACAUGCAGCCUGUUUUAUUACAGUUCAAAGUUCACAUUAUUUUAUUUGAUGCUCAUACAGGGUGUCAUUUAUCAGAAUUACACUGACAGGGACGCUUUUUACAAGAGGUAUGUCCUUUUUAACUUUUACCUGUUUAAGACGUGUAUUUCAUUUUGAAUAAACAUUUAAAUAUGUGAAGAAUACUGCACUGCAAUAUUGUUGCCAACUCCCUUUUAUUGUCUUGCUUACGCUUGUGGUUUCCUGAAUUCUGUUCCGAGAAAGAAAAGACAUUUCAAGCACAGACCGUACUCUGAUAAAACAUAUUCAAGAAUAAAAGAACAUGUUUCAAAGGUCUGUGAUCUCAGUGCAUUUCUGCUUUUAACCAGAUGUGAUAAAACUGCCAGUUAUUUAAAGGAGAGAACAAAAGGUUAGAAAUGUUUUGAGUUCAAAGUGUAAUAUAGUCUGAAAGUAAGAAAAUUACACUCAGUCCUCAGUGACAUGUAUAAUGAGUUUAUCAGGGUAGAUUUGUCUGUUAUUAAUCUGUUUUUGACAAUGAUCCAAAGACUGACCUUUGGAAGUAAAGGAGCCAUUUUGAGUAGGUUAACAUUUCAAGUGCACAACAUGGCAGCGAUGGUGUUGAAUAUGCAAUGUGACUGAUACAACUUCCUGUAUGUCAGCUCCAUUUCUUCCAAAUGAUAUGAAAAAACAUGCCUAGAAUACUUUUUUCACUUUUAUUCAACUCUCAGCUUUACCAAUGUAACUCUUGUGCUUUUUAUCCUUUAAAAAAAAAGUAUGUUUUAUAUGUUUCCUUUUUCAGAAAACAAAGAUGCUUCCAUUGAAAGGACUGUCUGUCAAAGCUUUGGUUUUUCAACACAUCCUCAUUUUUCUACUGCCACAUAUCUUUCAAGGUAAAUAUUGUAAUAGACUAAGCUUAUGCUUGCAAGUACCAGGCAACUAUGCGGCACCACCGCUGUUUGUGUAUGGAUGUCAGCGUAUAAGUUAAACUUCUCGUGUAUUUGAACUUCAUUGUAUGGCUUAAGUAGUGAUGCUGUUGGAGUAACUAGAUUCAAAAUAAUCCUAUUUACUCAACAUGGACUAAUUAACAUUAUUCAAAUCAUAAUCAUAUCAAUCAAUGACAGUGAAGACACCAACCUCUCUAAAUGUUUAUAACCUUUUAUCUGCCAUUUGGACAAGAUUUGAUGCUCCUGACUUCUCUGCACUGACAUUUUAAAAUCUGGUUGUUUCCCCAACAGGUCUUUCUCAGGGUGUUAGUAAAUCCCCCCCAGUAGUGGCCUUAGUCGGUGAAGAUGUCAUUUUGCCAUGUCACCUGGAACCUGCAGCCGAUGCUGUCUCUAUGAUUCUGGAGUGGGGCAGGCCAGAACUGAAACCCAGAUUUGUCCAUUUGUGGCAUGAAGGUCAAAACCUUUUGGAUAACCAGAACCCAUCUUACAAAGGGAGAACGUCACUGUCCACUGACAAACUGAAACAUGGAGACCUUUCUCUGACACUCUUGAGAGUGAAAUUAUCUGAUAGUGGGACGUACAGAUGCUAUGUUCCAAAAAUAAACAGAGAAUCUACUGUAGAACUUAUUGUUGGUGAGUAAUUAAUCAAAGUAUUUAUUAUUGUGAACCACAUAUUGACAACAGAUUUGACUCGCUGUGUUUCAAUCAAAGUUCAUUUCUGCUGCUACAACAUCAGUUUGGUCACUGUAGAUAAGUGAAUAAGUGUACGACUGAAAGACACACCAACCCACAAAACCUCAGCUUGUUGUUUCAAUUAACAAUUUCACAGUAGCAAAGUUACUUACUUACACUUUGUGUCUGAAAUACGUUAUAAAUUGUUCCCUGUUGCUAACUUGAGUAUUUUUGUUCACAGAGAUGUUUUGUUUCUCUUUUCACAGGCUCAGUCUCCACACCGGUCAUAGUGGAGAUCAAUAUAAGCGGAGACAAAGAUGUUCUACAGUGUGAGUCUAAAGGCUGGAAUCCACCGCCUGAGGUGUUGUGGUUGGAUGGUGAGGGACACCUCCUCUCUGCUGGACCUACAGAAACAGUUCAAGGUCCUGAUGAACUCUUUAGUGUCAGCAGCAGAUUAACUGUGAAUGAAAGACAUGAUAACAGCUUCACCUGUCGAGUCCAUCAGAGGAACAUCAACCAGACUAGAGAGACACACAUACAGAUAUCAGGUGAGUUGUCGUUGCAGUGGCCAUUUGUUUGUUAAAAGUGUUUUAAUACACCUUUUUAUAACAAUAAUAAUAAUAAUAAUUAUUAUUAUUAUUACAGCUGAAUGCAGCACAAGUUUGUCGAACUCUGCGGCCCGGAUCAUUGUCGUCUUGGUGGCUUCCUGCUUAUGUAUCAGUGUAAUUGGCUUUUUUCUGUGGAAACGGCGACAGCCAACAGCUGGUAUGUUAAAAAUGUUUUUCCAUCCAAAAAUGAAAUUAAGCGUGAAAAAAUUUAUUUGAGAUGUAGGAUUUAUAUUUGUGUUGCUCAAAUCUGCUCCAUCAUACUUCUGUCCAAUCAAACUGUCUGUUUUGCAAUUACUGAUCAUGUCGUACAUUUCACAGACCUAAAGGAAGACAACAAACGCACAGACCAAGGAGAGAAGCUUUUAGGAGAAACAAUGAACAACGGUCCAAACCAGGGGGAGAAUAUAUUAGAAGAACAAAAGAACAUUCUGGAAACAUUGGAGGAACACAAGAAGAAUCUGGGGGAUCUGAUUCAAGAACUCAAAGAUCAAGAAAAAAAGAUGAAGGAAAAUAUAGAACAAACUGAGAAGAAGCUGGAGGUAGCUAAGAAUGUUGGAGAACAUAACAAAGAAAAGGGAUACUUUGAACUGAUGGAUGUAAUACUUUUGGCCAAGACAAAACUGCAAGAACGAAGACAAGGAGAUAGUCGAUUCGUAUUAAAUACUCAGAAAUUGUUUGAUAAAACAAACCAGUUGCAUUCUGACUUAAAAACUAAAAUGACACAAAGAGAUGGGAGCGGAGAUCCAAAUUAAGAAAAUUGGAGUGCAGCACAAGUGAGUGAGAGAAAAGUCUGACAUACUGAAGAAUCAACAUCUCAUUGGUAGUGGUUGUAUUAUCCUUUACCUGCACAAGAAACAGGAACAAAGGACCACUGUUAAUGUACGAGUCCAUGCAGCAGCUGUAAAGGUUCUGGUCUUCUGGUUGAUAACGUAACUGUAAUUGUGGUGUUGGCUGAUGUAUAAACACGUCUCCUCCUUCAAGAGAUGCUGGAAUAUCUUCAAGCAAAGAGGUGUGUUGAAUUCACGAUUUUAAUGGGUUUAUUUAUUACAACCCUCUUUACUACAACCACCACACGUACAACAGGGCUGGGCAACGAUGGGGACGCGGGACUUCGCUGUUUGCACAACAUCUAUCCAGAGUCCUUUGUCCAAACAGAACAUUAUUCUUUCUCAUGGACUCCUCAUAUGUCUUCAGAGAUGUGUGCUGUUACAUCAUUGCAUCCCGAUAUUACUCCAACAGGUUUUUAUAACGAGGUAAACAUGGUGCACCAAAUAAAUAUGAAGCAGCUGGUGACAGGAAAUGCAGUCAUAAUCAACCAUAUAUUUUAUAUCAACAACUCUUUCUUUCUUUGUGUUCUUAUAUUUAGAUUUUAAAAGCUCUGUUCAAUGCAGCUACCAGCUGUACAAUAUCCUGGUUUAUCAUUGCUCAAUGCAUCAUGUUUGUUAUGUGUCAGAUAUGCUGUAAUGUUAAUUUUGCUGUCUGAAAGUUAUAUUAUAAUCGUACUAUGACUUAGUGAUGAGUUUUGAUGCAGUUUGUGGACUUAUUUUUGGUUUUGCAAUAAAUGACCAUGAAAAACAACAAUGUGAUCUCGAUAUUUUGACUCUGUUUUUAUGUUCUCAGAUAUUUUUAACUCCCUGAAAACUCUUGUUCAUUUGAGGAAUUAUCAUUAAAAUAAUAAAAGCUGUAAAACCUCAGUGAGUCUAAACACACUGAUCCAAAACAGGGCUGAAAUAAGUCACGGGGAAAAAGCCAGCAUUAAAAGCCCAGCUCAACUGUCUGUCUAGCUUUUCAACAGGCAUAUGCUUGGGACCCCUGGCCACUAGGGGACUCCCAAGGGCUGACGAACCUUAUUCCCCAAAAAUGUCCUGAAAUAUUGCAACAAACAACCGGCGGUCAGAUUGCAAUGACAUCUUAGACGGAUCCCCCCCUUGAAGGGGCCCCAUGUCAUCCCUGUCGCGCUGCUACGUGACCGACGUCCAUCUUAAGUGGAGUGUGUCAAUCAAAGCAACGUCGAAAUGAGCCGUGAAAUGGAGCGACUUAUCGGGGAGUGAGGAGUGAAAGAGACGUAAAGAUAAAGAAAGAAGGAGAAAACAAGACAGCGGUAAGUGGAGCGGACAGCGAAUUGUGUCAAAAACUUUAGCAUUAGGUGUGAGGCUGGCUGUAAAUGGUUCGGUAGUUAGCCGUGUUAGCUUAGCGGGAGAUGUUAGCCUCGGGUUCCCGCCUCGUUUGCUCGCUGUUAGCGUUAAUUGACACACCCGCACCGUCUAGACAACAGAGAGAAAGUCCGGUUGUAAGGUACAAUACUGAAAUUUCACCAAAGUAACUAGAACACCGGUAAGGGAAAGAUUUAGACGGAAAAAACAGCUAACCCAGCUAACUUUCAAUGCUAAUAAAAUGCUAUUAAUGGAAUCUGUGUCUUAGCUAGCUUAACUCGGUCACUAUCGAUGCUUUGAAAUAUAGAUCUAAAUUUAGACAAUGUGCUUUCUACAUGAAAAAACUAUCAACUCUGGAGCUUAUAACAUACUAAAGUGAAUCUCAGACGUCAAAUCUUUGGAUAAGGGUGAUGUUCUGGCGAUUAUGGUAAAAAUAAACCAGAGUUGUAGCUAUUUUAGAGCAAAAUUUACAAAUUAUGUAGUAAAAAUAAUCAUAGUUUUUAAAAAUGUUCUGUUUCUGACCUCUAUUGUUGGUUUCAGAUAAUUUAUAUAAUUUAUGGAUAUAAUGAGAAGACAUAAUUUUGAAUUUCAGUCUAUUAAUUAGAGGUAAAAAAAAAGAAUUCCUCAUAGGACCAUUUACAAGAUUACUUAAACAGUGAAAGUUAAGAAGUCUGAAAUUAUCAGUUUCAGUUAAAAGCGGUGUCAAGAACUGCCAAACAUCUCACGCUGCUGUCAUGCACAGAUUUUACUCGAUUCGGCUUGUUUGAAUAGGGUUGGGGGGCCAUGUUAUAGCUGCACAUACAUUCAUAUGUGUAACCUCAGUAGUUAAAUGUGAAUGUGGUUGCUAUAGAGGCACUAAUAAGUUUUAAAAUAGGAAACUGAAACAUCUAAAACUAACAUUUUAGAGGUUGUAAGUGCAGAAAAAGAGCUUUAUUUUAUUGAGUAGUUGAUAUAUGUAUCUGUAGUGAAUUCUCCCAUGCUAUCACAAUGGCAGCAUCUGGUGGUCAAAAUAAAUGCUGCACCGCUAAAAGAAGUGACAGUUGCUGACAGGUGUGUUGGGAACACAGGUGUGCCUGCAGUAGGUCUGCACGAUAUAUCGUUUGAGCAUCGUCAUCGCGAUGUACGUGUGUGCGAUAGUCACAUUGCAGAGCCUGCGAUGUCGGAGGUGAAUGAACUCAGGUAAAUUCAAGGGUAACUGACUGAGAUACACUGCAUGUGACUCUGUUUUGUGAGGUGCAUGCAAUUCUCGGAGGACAUGCGUUUCUCAGUACCCCGGUAACAACAACAACGAUCGCAAACUGAGCAACACACAGAGAAAACCACAGAAGAUGAAGACUUGUUGCCAAAAAGAAAAGGAAAGUCAGUUAUCUGGAAUUAUUUCGGUUACAAGAUGGAUAAUGUCGACCAAAACACGUGUUCUGUGUUCAUCUGUCGCCACAAUAACUUCCCAGAACAAUAAAAGCUAAAAAUAUUUCUGAGACAGACAGAAGCCAUUCUAACAUUCACAAAAAGAGGUAAGAUCAGUGCAGGUUAACUGUCCUCAAGAUUUCAGCAGUGCAGCACCACAUUAAGUGCUAUUCAGGUCAUCUGGUGAACAUUCCUCUAUUUUUUAAUAUCGCAAUAUAUAUCGCAGGGUUGAAAAAAAUCGCAAUGUUAGUUUUUUCCAAUAUCGUGCAGCCUUAGCCUGCAGCCAGCAUUAAAGCCAAACUCACUCAAGCAGAGGACUCUGAUCUACAUCCACACCAAGGUCAUGCAUCCUUGAGCAUGUGUGAGACUGUUCAUCUUAAUUUGACUGCCUUAUCUUUACCAUAUUCAUAUUAAUGAUAAGAUUGGACUUUAUUGUUUAAAGCUGAUGUUAUCCUAUGAUUUCAUUUAUUCUGAUUGAUACAGUAACAAUGAUUAGAAUGGAAAUAAAUCCUCAAAAUAUUCUUCAACUGUCAUCGGCUCUUUAAUUUGAGAGAUUUUGAUUGUCAGCUCUAACUGGAACAAAACAGGUUUGAUUCUAAAGAUACUAUUAAAACUUAUCACCAGAAUACAAACAAAUAACAGGUCAAUAAUCAAUCAAGAUCAGAAAGAAGGGAUUCCCAUUUACCAACGUAGAGAAAACAUUUACUCCAGAUAUUGUGUUUCUGCAAAACCUAAUUUUUAGUUUUUUUGUUUUAGUUUUUGUAAUUUUGUGAGUUCACAAUAAUGAUCUCACAUUACAGACAUUUUAAAUGAACAAAUACAACCAGAUCACAUAAAACUUUAAGCAGGAAAAUAUGGACACCAUUAAUCAUGCAGUCAUUCCUUUUAUCCUGUAGAUGGCAGUAAAGUUCAAAAUGCAGAGCCAAAAGCAGUCAGUCAGAUCUCUACUGUUCCUGGUCUAAGAAAAGACAACAGGCCUGGAAAUUUUUUUUAUUUCGGCAGUCUGUUCUUCACACAGUGGAAAUUUUUAAUUUCUAGUGUUGAGUAUGACGAAAAAACACAAUUUUCUUGUUUGUCCACAUGGCUGACGGGAUAAGGAGACUGACUUGGACUUCUGGGGUGGUGGGUUUGGGCCUUAUUCAGGAAUGUGAAUUUUAAAGUCUAGUGUCUAAACAGUACAGUUAAAGAGGAAGCAAAUGGUAUAAUCCUGUGUGUCCGUGUGGCUCAGAGGAUAAGACCAUUGACUGGUACUCCUGAGGUCAUAGGUUCAAAUCUUACCUUGCCCAGUUCUAGCAGAAUUUUAAAGUCCACAAAGGACAGUGAUAUUUGUAUUUUUAAAAUACUGUGACAAGUGUUUGGCUGAUUAACACUGACUAAAGUUGAUGUGGAUGAGUCCAUACUACUGAAGCAAAUACUACCACCUGGAAAAUAACUCUAUAAAUCCAUAGCGUUCAAGUUUUUUUAAACAAAGGCUUACUUUUUCAUCUUGUAUGACACCCUAUUUUAUAUAUCUCCAUCUCCUUUUCUUUGACCCUUAAUUUCUGUUGACAUAGGCCCCAGUAGGUGCUUUCUAGCCUCAGCCAAACUUAACUAUUACCGCUGUGCUGCAGCUGCAGCUGCAGUGGGUUUUAGACAGGUGAAAUUGUCUAUAAGGUUUCAAUUUUAUUCCGAGGUGUUGAACCAGAUAUCUUAAAGUUAUAAUCUAAGAGUAAAAUGGUUAAAGCUGUUAUUCACUUCCUAAACACUCAGAGAGCAGACCCCCGGACCCACCCAAUGUUGCAAACUAUGAACAAUAUCUAACUUUAGAAUUAUAUUUAUGAUGAAAACAAAACAAAAUUAAAAAUAUUCCUAAACUGUAGGAACCUGUUUUUGGGAAAUGUAUUUUAGUAGUUCUCUAAGAAUUUGUCAUCUCAGCAGAAAUUUGGGUUAAUCUUUGACAUCAUUCUUUUGUGUGUUCUGUAAACAGGACUGGAGACGGUACAGCAGUGAGUUUCAGCAUCUGGACCCUUGAACAACUAUCAAAUACUUACUGUGAGGAUAAGGUAUGUCACAGAGGUAUGUACGAUGAGUAUGUGCUUCAUCCAUUUUGUAAUUUGAAAUGUAACUUAUUUAGCUUACAAGUCCCCAUAAACCAAGGCAGGUUAGGCAAGCUGGCUGAAAUAUGUAUAUUUUAUAUUUGACCUUCACGUUUUCUAUGAUCUUAACUAGGAUGUCAUAAAAAAUACAGCUGAGCACUCCUCAUAGAUUUUUUUAAAAAAAGACCUGUUUAUCUUGCUUUUACUCUUUGUCUGAGAUGUUUCUCUUAUUUUUUAACCAAUAACCUGUUUUUAAGUGUGAAAAUUCUUUGUUUUUAAGAUGUAGCUCUCUGAGGUUGCUUGAUGUAAAGGGCACUAAAAAUAAAAUUAUAAUUAUUUAUUAUUAUUUUGGUUGAGCCAGCUUGCUGAGUAACGACAAAGCUAGACAGACUUUUCAGCUGUUUACUUUUUAACUGUUGGUUGCAAGUGCUCUUAAACCUUUAAAUGAAUAGUAUUGCAUAGUUGAAUCAAUUUUCAAAGAGUAAUUUGUCAUGAAGGAGAAAACAUAACAGGUAGGUCCACACAAGCUAAGGUAGGUUAAGCUAGCUGGCUUUUGAGGCUGGCUAGCUUUUUGUUAUUGCUCCUGAAGUCCUCUGAGCCUUUUAGUGGCUCCUUUUUGGUGAAGAGCAAGCCUGAAAAUCAUUUUUGCUCUUAAAUUUCCUGAAAACUUUUUUUGGUUUUGUUGGCCAAUGUCAGCAAAUAUUUGUGCAUUUGAGGUUGAGCUUAGGGAUUGAUUUUCUAUUAAAAUUUUGGGGAGAAAAUAAAACAACAAAUUUUACAACACAACAGAGAAGACAACAUGUCAGGUAGGUCCUCACAAGCUAAGGUAGGUUAAGCUAGCUGGCUAUUGAAGCUUGCUAGCUUUUUGUUAUUGCUCCUGAAGUCCUCUGAGCCUCGUAGUGGCUAAGAUUCCUUGUUGGUGAAGAGCAAACCCGAAAAUCCUUUUAGCUCUUCACUUUCCUGCAAUAUUUUUAAAGUUUUGGUGGCCAACGUCAGCAAAUAAUUGUGCUUUUGAGGUUAAGCUAAGGGGUUGAUUUUCUGUUUCAAAUAUUAAGGAAAAAAACAAACAAAUUUUACUACACAAUACAGAAGACAAGAUGUGAGUUAGGUCAAUACAAGCCAAGGUAGGUUGAGCUAGCUGGCUCUUGAAGCUUGCUAGCUUUUUGUUAUUGCUCCUGAUGUCCUCUGAGCCCUUUAGUGGCUAAGAUUCCUUGUUGGUGAAGAGCAAGCCUGAAAAUCAUUUCAGCUCUAUACUUUCCUUGGGAAUUUUAAUGGUUUUGGUGGCCAUUGUCAGCAAACAUUUGUGCAUUUGAGGUUGAGCUUAGGGAUUGAUUUUCUAUUUAAAUAUUUUUUUUGGGUAAAAUCAACACAUUUUACAACGGAGAAGACAAGAUGUCAGGUAGGUCCUCACAAGCUAAGGUAGGUUGAGCUAGCUGGCUUUUGAAGCUUGCUAGCUUAUUGGUAUUGCUCCUAAACUCCUCUCUGUGAUUUUCUGUUAACAAAAUGAAGAUGUUACAGGAAUAAUAACAAUAUGACAGCUAUUAUAAGGUGAAUUUUGUAUCAUUGCAGUAUCCUUUUUGUAUAUUCACAUAAGCUCUGGUCUGGUGAGCUAGCUAGCUUACAAAUAAAGCUUUCAGACAUACCUCAGUUUUUAUACCUGGGCAAUGAUGCAUACAAUUAACCUUAAGCUAAUGAGGUUAAUGAGGCUAGAAUAUGAGUUAUGAGUGAAAAUAUUUUAAAAAAAGAAGCAGGAAAUGAUGAAAUAUUAUAACUUGAAAUUUAAUGAAAACACAACAUAUAUGUCAACUGAAUACAAAUAAGAAUAUCUGAUACAAAACACUCAUGUACUAUCAAUGAGCUUUGAAUACUUAAGGAAUUUUUAAGCAUUUUUCCCCUGAAGUCUCUGAGACCGGUAUGCUCUGCUGAUAAAUACAAGAUUAUUCAAGCAAAUUCUCCAUGUCUCCAAGUGAGACAUUUCUUCCUCACUCAACUGUAAGACACACAGGGUUCAAUGUUAGUACAUGUUCAUGUUCAUUUACCAGUAAGUAAUAUGUAUGGAGACUGUUUGAAGUCUUGGUCUUAUGUGACCUUGAUUUGAUGUUUUACACUGAGGGUAAUAACUCGCUGUAUUUAUACUCCCAGGCUUACCUUCUGCGUAGUAUUCUGAAUCUACAUCUGUCAAAGUUGGAUCUGCAAUUGGAUCGAAAGCCCUGUUUCCUGUGAAGCUAGAGACUCCUGAUUCUGUAAACAUGAAAACAUGAGAUUUUGGAUUCAGGAUUGUCCAGCGUAGAAGCCGUUACUUCAUGUGAGGAUGUGAUAUCGAAACAAGUCCAACAGUUCAGCAAAACAACACGUUGCUCAGAGUCGCAGUGUGUCACGUACAGAAACGGUCAGGCUAGAUGUUGGUUUUGACGUGACUUUUGAAAGCAACGCCAAACCAUGCUGUGGAGGACUACAACCUGUAGAGGUUGGAGACCUAUCUUACCUUUUUCUGCCUGUGGUCGUGUGCUUUGGUUUGACUCAAAGCAGAGGCUUAAAUUAUCAGCAGCAUACACAGCAUCUAAAACAAGACACCAUUUUAUUAGCGAUGAGAACAUUUGAAACUCGUGUUCACAUAUUUUUAUUUUAAACCACUAAAUGAUAGUCAUCUUGUCUUAUCACUUUUUACUGUUGUUUAACUGUUAAUGCAGGAAAUUACCUUUUUUCUUGUCGUGUUUUGCAGCCGCAUGCAUGUCAUUGUCUGGAUAACACAUCUUUAGUUGGAGUGUGACUGAAACAGGAUUCAUUUAAAAGUCAGUUUAUGGGAAGAAGAUGGACAGAAAUCUGUAUAUAGGCUAUUUUAACAAAAUAAAGUGUUCUAUAUCAUAGCAUAUGAGUUGGAAAUAAUUCAUUUAUGUACAAAACUGAAAACUGGAUACUCUGAACUGAAGAAACAAUUUUCUUGGAAGCAGGUAGAGCACUGAAAAACCUUAUUUCAUUUAUUUACAAGUGGUGUGAACUACAUUAGGCAUGCCACUAAUAUUUUCUUUGAGUAAUGCAAUAUGGAAAGACUCUUUACCCAGCUGUUUUUUCCAGUAGAGUAGUCCCACUACCAGCAGCUGCAGAACCAAUAUGACAAUGACAAGGAGCCACAGGAGGAUGAAGUAAAGGUGGGAGAGAGGACGUCUUUUGCUGGAUGCUGCAAAAAUGAAAGGUAGGUGACAAAGAUGAGUAUACAGAUUUCUGAGCAGAUAUUUUUUUCUGUAAGUAACCAGUCUGUGAGUUGUGCUAAAGUCUUAUACAAUACAAAAGAGAUUACAGUAGUUUUUUAUAGGUAGUUUUUAUAGUGACAAGUUUAAAAAAAAAAGGGAAAAACAAUCUUAUUUUUCUCUGCGAAUUUUUCUCACCCUUGACAGACAGUUGGCUCUCAGGUGAAACUCCAGCUCCAGAGAUGCGGCACUUGUAGAGUCCUGUAUCAGACGUGGAAACACUGUGGAUGGUCAUCUCUCCUGAUGAAUUGCUCCUGAUGAGUGUGCCAUCUUUAUAGAAAUCGGCUUUGAGGUCUGAAGAAGUUUUCAUCGUCCUGCAACGAAGUGUCACAGCUUGUCCCUCCAUCACAGGAGUAGACGGACUGUCCAUGUACACUUUGAAGCCUACUAAAUGGCAUAAUAAGUAAGUGUUAGAAUUCAUUUAUUUACUCAUUCAUUUAUUUGUUUUUUUUAUUUUUUAUAGUUGCAUCUAAAUACGGACACAUUUUUUCAAGGUUACCUACUCAAGUCUGAAAAGCUAAAAAAAAAUAAUAAUACCACUGCACGUUUUAUCAAUGCCAAUAAUCAGAUAAAAAAAAAAACUACCUCUAACAGCCAACCAGCUCUCUGGUGACAUUCCAACAUCAGCGAUACUACACUUGUAGAAGCCUUCAUCAGAUUUGCGAACACUUGCGAUGGACAUCUGUCCGGUAUCGCUGCUCAUGAAAGAGAUGCCGUCUCUAUAAAAAUCAGUGGACAGGGUUGAAGGAUUUUGCCCGGUACUGCAGCUCAUAGUCACGGGAUCCCCCUCUGUCACUGGGAGGACAGGACUCUCAAGGAUCACUGGCCCAGCUGGACAACAAACAAACACAAUUGCAAGGUAUGAGGUUUACAGUGGUUUCUGUCAUUAAUGUGUGCCAAGUUGAGACAAAAACAAAAAAACAUCCCAUACAUGUAACAGUGAUGUUGAUGGUGUUGCUUUUCCUUCCUCCUUCACCUUCACACCAGUACUCUCCACUGUCUGGUUCAAAAGCAGUGUGAAUGGUGCACUUUAAUGUCAGUGUCACAGUGUCAUUUGAACAUUUUGGGAUGGACUCUUUCUUGUUUCUCACUUUCCAUCCCGCUAAGUCAUUCAGUCCCUCACAGAUAAAUGAGACAGGGUCGUAUUCAAAGAGCUGCAGUUUGGAUGGAACAAUUUGAUGGACUGUGUCUGUGAUGAAAAAAAAAAACAGCAUAUAAUGGUGUUACUAACUUUCAGUUUUUUUUGACUUGUAAAAACUUCAUUUUAGAAAGUAACUAAUUGAUAAGGUAUGUUUUUGUUGGUUGGCCCUUUUAUUUCAGAUGCACUACAUUAUCUUCCUUUCUGGGUUCACUGCCCUCCGCCUCCCCAUUGCCCUCAACUUUGCAGUUUUAUUGGCUUCAGCAACAGAAAUCAGUCCCUGCCCCCACCACUGUCGUCAACUCUCAGAGACUUAGUUUCUGCAACAUAUUCUAUAAUAAACACUUUCCCUUUUGAAUAUUUUGCUUUUUGAGAAUUGCAGCUUACCAGAAGUCUGGAAACAAGAGUGUUCAACAAGUUGAACCAAGAGUAUAAAUACAAUGAACCCUGGAAGUACAAAAGGGUAGAGUUUUGCAGGUAAAUGUUAGUUGACUGUGUUGUUUUUAUAGUACGUAUAAACAUGCAAAACAUUCAAGAAAACCACUGAUAAAUUCACAAGAACUCUUAUUGCACCAGAACUACUUCGAGUUUUACCCAGUUUAUGGAUAUAGAGUGAAAACGACUAAAUACAGCUAAACAAUGAGUACUCACAAAGUCUGAAGAUAAGAGCUACAACCUCCAUGGUAACUUGUUGCAUACUGCCUGAGUGAGAGACUGAUGGCCAAAUAUAGUUCAGUGCUUUUGAGAACUUCCUCUUCCUGUGAAGAUGCUUUCUCAGUUUAACCGUCACUGCUGCCUCUUUGAGGCUGAUGUUGCUAGGUAGCUGAGCUAUAUUUUUGUUUAAGAACCAUUUGUUCUUCAUAAUGACUUCAAUGUUUAUCUGUCAGAAGUUGUAUGUCAUGAGUUUUUUUUUUUUUUUUUUAAUUUUCUUGAGUAGUUCAGAAAGGUGAUGAGUGGAUCUAGACCACCAGUACCAUUACAGAGUAAAUCUGGUCCUAUUUUUGACUGAUGGGGUUUUUUAUCAUAAAGUCAUCAGAUGAUAGUAUCUACCAACAGAAGAAAAGCCUUUGUAGAGGACACAAUUGUAGGCAUGAAGAAACAACAUUUUUAGUUUUAUUCCUAUGAGGAUGAGAUAUCUCUGGCAUGGGAAAGUGCAUACAUCAGCAAAAAGACAGCAAAGUUAGAUAAAGGAAUAUAUGGUGGCUUUUUGUGUCAAAACUGGAAACCAGGGUCAAGAACUGUGAGACUGUAUAGACCCUGACCCCCCAACACUCACUAACUUAUACAUGAACUCACACUUUGUUACUUACCUAAUGUGGCGAAAACACUAAUGCAUGGUACAUUGAGAUCCACACAGUCUGAGUACCACUGCAGCCCAUCCCUCUAACAACCUGACAGCAGACUAGCGAAGCUCCUUCCUAACCUUCAAAUGCUUCUGCAGUGGGAACUUCUGCACUACCGACCACAAGCCUGGAGAAGCAACCAGCAAUUGGCAACUCCAACCCCAGCCUCAGCCACGCUUUUAAGCAAAUACCUUCAGCCAAUCCACGAACUAACAGUCACUCCCUUUUGGGCCAAAUUGGGCCAGCAGCAGUCUAGUUGACACACUGCUAUUGUAGGCACCCAUUUAAAGCUGACCCUACAUAUCAUUACGUUUUAAUUACAUUUAUGGAGGGAUAUAUAUACAUAAAUAUAGACUUUACCACAAAGAACUUAGAUAUAUAAUAUAAAUACUAAUAAUGUAUUCCUUGUGUUUUCUUUUUCAUAAAAAUCUUGCUGUUAAGCAGGAAAUACUCUCAUAUAUAUGUGUGCAAGUUACCUGAUACAACUGAUAAGGAUCACAGCUAGUGUAGUUUCAUUUGAGGACUUUGACCGGGCUGCCAGCACAUGUUACUCUGAGAGGAGGACAUUUUGAUGCACAUAGUGGGUAUGUAAGCUUUUUAAUUUUUUAUAAUUAGGUUGAAUUGUACAUGUUGAAAUGGUUUGAAAAUUGAACUACCCAAUCUUAUAGUAAGUUUACUACUCUGUUGUAUGUAAAUUACAAUCAUGCUGAGGCCACACUGGCUACCCCUGUCUGUGGGUGACCACAACCUCCAUGGACUACUCAAAAAAACAGGAUUUUUGUUUUACAUAUCUAUGACAUACUGUGCCGAUACAGAUGUUGGGAGGAAAUUUUAACUGAAAGUAUACAUUAAUGAAAGUUCUACCAUUAAUCCACACUUGAGCAUAGUGUGUACAUUGCAAGGAGUGUAUGUGCAUUUCCUUUGAGCUUAUUUUUGUGCAACAAGUGCAGAUCUCAUUAAAUUAUAACAAUGAAAUAUGUUUUUUAAAAAUCCUGUUUAAAUGUAACAAUAGGAGAUACAUCUUAAAGCUUUUCUAUCCAGCUAGAUAUGAACAAGAUUCAUAAUGACAUGAAACUGAAUAUUUAAAUGUGAAUUUAAGGGUUCCCUUCCCAAAUAGCGGAGCUGUACAGUCUCAGCUCAUUCUGUUCUAGAUCAUAAACCUUUGAUGAUCGCACUUUUUUUGACUGGGCAGUCUCAGCAAAAAAAAUGGACUUUAAAAAUGGAUCACACUGUCAAAAUGUGAUUUAUUUAUUGGAAAUUCAAUAUUUUUGCUUUUUGAAAUGUUUAUGACCAGCAUUUAAAACUGCUUAUAACCAUUUCAGGUUUCUGUUGAAACUAAAUGUAAUUAUGAGUUAUAAAAAAAUGGCGUAAACUAUUUAACUCUUUAAAGUCUAUUAAAGACCAACUUAAUAUAAAGCGACCCAUCAUCCAUUGCUAUAUUAGGAGAAGUGUCUGUCUAUAUCAUCUUGAAAGACUUAAAAUAAGGCUGUUUUAUUUUCAUCAUGCUUUCAUAUUUUGUCUCUGUCAGGUACGCCCCUCUGUAACAGAAAAAUGGAACUUCGCCUCUUGUCUGCAUUGGGAAGUUUCAUCUUAUUUGGCGGUUUGGGAUGUAAGUCAAAGCGAAGUUUUGAUGUGUCUGCUAAUUUGGAGAGAUGUACAAUCAUGAAGAUGAAUGAAAAAAUCAAAACUGAUCAAAUGCUAUAAAUAAUACAUUAUUGAUCACAUUGCUCUCAUCUUGAUAUCGAUAGACUUUUUUUUUCAAAUUUUUUGAAAUAACUUCUUUGUGUCCUGUUUCGUUUUAGACUAUUUUAAAAGUGAUGAAAAAACUGGUCCUGAUAAGAGAAAUCAACUGUUUAAAGAACAGCCACUAAGGAAAGAAAUCCAGUCGGAAAAAGAGGAGGCCACAUUGCUGAACAACAUGAAACUUCCGUACCUGACAGAGAAACUUGAGCAACAACAUGAAAAGGUAAGAGAAAGGAAGAAGAAACCAGGGCUGAAAGUCUUGUUUCCAAUAUACCGUCUUGAAUUCAAAGAUACAUGUAAGAUUAUUCAGCCGAUUAAAUUAACUAAUUUUUUGAAUAUGUUUAUAUGUCAGCAAAAAUAACUAUUAAGCAAGUUGCAAAUUAAAGACUGUGGAAGGAUGCAUUUAUUCAUCCCUGUGCUGUGGUAUACUCAUAAAGCACAGCAAGAUUUCCUCACAAUGGAACCCAACAGUACCGAGCAGACCCAAACAAAUCAGCAGCCUGCCAUCCUGGUACAUGUGCCAUGCAUAAGUGUUCCAGCAUUUCCCAGAACUGUCAUUUGACAUCCAUGCGCUGCCAAAAGAAUUUUCAAAUGUCUCACUCUUGCAAGUUUUUUCCCAAACAUCAAUUUUCAGUGGCCAAAACCUUUUUUAGCAUGUGAAUAGGAAGUCUAAACACAGAGAAACAAACACUGAUGUCAAAAUGUCCAUAUGUUGUGGAUGGGGGCUCAGUCCCUUCUACUAGAGUUGCACAGAGGGAUGGGGGUAAACGGACAGAGAGUAUAAAAAUGAGAAAAUAGGUUUUAAGAUAGUUGGGGCGUCCAUUAUUCUAGAGCCUCGUGAUGAGCUGAUUGAUGCGGCAAUAAAUGCUAACUUUCCCUGAAAACAGAAAUCAUGACACUUUUAAAAUCCACCCAUCAAAAAUCACCCUUAUGUUUCCUAGAGACAGAUACCUUAUCAAAAUAACAUUUUACUUGUCAGUUAAUGCAAAGGAAAGCAUUUUUGUAAUAGGAUUGGACAAUAAUGCAAUUCCUUAAGAAUAAGAAAGCUAACCAGACAGUAAAAAGUCAGAGGUGAUGUGCUGCUUUACUGAUUUUGUUUUUAUUGUGACAGUAUAAGAACAUCAACAUAAUUUAUUGGUUGUGUCUUAUAAGGUCUUCGGAAAGCCGAAUGAGAUGGAAAAUCUGCCCCCCAAACAUGUCUUCAGCCUGGACCAGGUUUUCUUUAUCCUAUUAAUACACACUUUUGGAGGUAAGUUAUUUUUAGACUUUUUUUACAUGUAUAAAAAAAAUUUUCCUGUGGCAGAAAGCAACUUUUAAUCACAGUGAUCAAUUUGUUCUGUCAUUUCAGCUGACUUUGUCACAGCCAUUUCCACAUUUUUUCUCAACACGGUGUCAAUUAGAGGCCUUAUUGAAUUGGGUGUUAGUUUUAUUCUGUCUAAUUAUUUGGUUAAGAGAUGGAAUCGUAGGUAAACAGCAUUUUAUUUUUGUAGUCAGUUACAAAAGUUUAUCAUGUUUAACAUUUUAAUGUGAACAUACUCUCAGUAAUGUCCUGGAACCUAUAUUUCCAAAAGCUUUUAUCUAAAAUAAUGAUUACAAUCGACAAUCCAGAAUUACUAUUGUUAUUGCAAUCACUGAUGAAGAAAAAUCCACUGAUUGGAACAAAGUCCCGGAGAAAGAACAAGCAGGAGGAUCUGGUUACCACACUGAUCGAGGAAAAGACUGAACUGGAGAUCCAGAGGAAUAAAUUAAAGUGUAACUAGAGGAGAUAGAGAGGGAGAGUAAAGUUAUCAAGCAAAAUCUUCAGGCAGUGGUAAAUGAAACAGGAACUGAUGUGGUGUUUGACAAACCAGAGGGAUUACUGAGAGAAAAAGAAAACUUGAUGCGAGACUAAUGGACCAGAUUGGAAGAAUAGUUAUUUAUCAUUGACAGAGUCAUUACUAGAAUGCUUGGGGAUCCAUGUUUUUAGGACACAUAGAAAAAGGAACAAGAACAAAGGCACUAAAACCAGGGCCUUAUGAGAGACCGGACCAUUUGUAAUAGUCACCCAGAGCAAAGUUAAAUCUUUAUAUAACUCAUCUGUUUAAAUUGUACCUGAGUUUGAAGGUAUGUAUAAAAUAAGGGACAUACUUUAUUUGAGUGACAGAUGGGAGCUGAUUGCUUUCUGUCAAAUACCAUCUUAGAGAAUAUGUUCACUUUUGGGGUGUUAGGCCAUUUGAAGAUUUUUUCAUUAAGUACUGCCAUCUGCCAAACCCUACCUGCAUAUUUAAACAUAAACUAACUGGUUUAUAUAUGAGAUCAAGUAAGAAUAACAAUGAUGCAGGAUAAGUUUAGACUAUUGUACUUGCAGUACAUAAAAAUAAGUAAAUCAAUGUAAAAAAUAAGAUCCUCAUAGUUUUGUAGUUGUUGUACCACCAGUCAAAGUGAAACUAAGUAAUGUAGCUGUGUUUAUGACUUGUUUGUAGAGUUUAUGGCUUGUUCGGUUAUAAAAUCAUAAAGUGAACAAUAGUUCAAAGUCUAAUCUAAUCUUUUCGGGGAUACAUUUAGAUUCUCCGUUAAAUUUUAAAAGUGAUGUAGAAAAGACUAACCAAAUACGAAAGGCUAACCUUGUCUGCUUUAAGAUGACAAGAGAGGAUUAGGCUUUUUGGCCUGGUCUCUGGCAAGUCAACCAUCAACUCUUCAAAAUUCUUCUACAAUCAGGCCUUUGACAAAAACAAACACAAAAAGGUUUUAUUUAAAUGAUUGAAUGGGCUCGCUCCACUUUUCUACAAUAAACAUUUGCACUAAUUUAGUUGAACUGGUGUUGCAUUAUAUCGUACAGAAAUAUCUAGAACACAGAAACACAAAGUAAAAAUGUCAUGACAACUGCAAUAAAUCCUGAUUGUUGCAGUUGGUUGACUCAUGAACGUACUGUAAUAAAAUCAGAAAUGAAACUACGAUAGUCUUCACUCUGAGGUGAUAAAAUCAUACGAGGGGAAAGAAGUACAGUCUAAUCUCAACAGUUCAGACAGAAGUGUAGAUGUUGUUGAGGAUCUACAUGGAUAUGUGUUCACAGAGCUCUGUAGAGAGAGAAGACAGAGUUCAAGUUAAAAGAAGGCAACAAAACUUAUUUUCCCUAACCCAGCAUUUGACAACUUGAUGUAAAAAAUUUUUUCAAAGUGUCAUUUCACCCUAACUCAUUUAUUCACUUUUCCUGUUUUUCUGUCUUUUGUGUAUUUACAUUGAACAUUGUUUUCUUUUGUUCACUCUUAUUUUUGUCUCCUUUUUGUAACUUCCUUGCUAUGCAGAGGCAAAUUAAAGCAAUAAUCCAAUAAGUGGCCAAGACUAAUCUUUACAAUAUGCUCAUAAAUAGACAGUAAUGUACCAUGCUUUUGUGCGUUAAAGCCUGUGAAUAAUCUGUGAUACAUAACUUAAACUGUAGUAUAUAUUUCAAAGAUCAGAGUUUAGGUUGAGAGCAGAGGAGACUGAUUGAGGCUGAAACUGAGUGAAUAUACAGCACUGUGUAGAGGUCUGUGAAUUUAAAAAUAUACCAAAUCUACUGACAUGUCACAUCAACUAAUGUGUUGUUCCCGUCCACCUGUUUCUAUGUGCAAAAUUGAUUUGCAGCAUAUAAAAUGCCAGUUAUUUGACAUUUUUCCGCUUGACUGAGGUUGGCAAUUCUGUGAAAUGGGCCUUAGUCAUUUGCUAUCAUUUAAGGUUCUACUUUUUAGUAUCAUAAUGUCUUUUUUGUCAUCGUAUGACAGCUUUCUGUCACAAACAGCACAUUAUUCUGUUUGUUGAUCUUUGAGAGAGCCUAUACAGUUGCUCUAUUGCUAUUUCACAAUGAAGAUGUAAGGCUACAUUUUUGUUUUUGUCUUCCAUUUGUCAUUUGAAAGACAUAAAAUUCACAAAAAUAUUUAUAAUAAACGUGGUUGGCCAUUAAUACAAUAAUCUUCAGACCAUCAGUGCAAAACGUAGAUGAACAACUAGCAUAGCAUUAUGGGUAACCUUGAAACAGACAUUUUUGCCCUAACAUACAAAACUUGGGUAAUGUGGACAAAAAAAUGUGGACCUUUGGUGAGACUCUGGGUGUAUAUCAGAAAAUCUGGAUUUGCAAUAUUUUUUUCAUCCACUGUGUCUAACCGUCCUUUGGGUGAGAUGGGAGAUGAGAGCUAUGCACAACUGGUUCAGGUAAAGUAAAAAGUAUAUAUAUCUGUGUGAGAAGUGAUUUUUUGAUUAUCUCUCAGGUCCUUAUGAGUCCUGAGCAAAUUGAUAUCCAGUGGAAUUUAUUUUCAUUCAGAAAGAAACUUAGACUAAAGUCUCAAUUACAGCAUCAAGUUUUUAAACAUUUAAAACAUUUCAUGGUUUCUCAGUGGGUGUCUGAGUAUUGCACAUACAUAUACAGGCAUGCUUGCUGUGAGAGAAGCUGCAUAGUACUACUUACCAUGAAAAAUUUUAACAGACCAUAUCCUAAUGUCCUCACUCUUGUGCAUAUGGCCUGAAAACCACACAGUAAACAGAUCAAGUAAGAAAAAUAAAUAUUAUAUGAUGUUUUGAUAAGCUUUUUAAAGGUUUUGAAAAAUUUUACAAAAGAAUACUUUUCACAAGUUAUCCAGAUCUCAUGGGUUUAGUAACAAAUAACAAAAAGUAGUUGUGAUGGUAGCAUUAAUAAAUUCACAAACCUUAUUUAAAGGUUGAAGCAAAGUCCAUUUGGUUUUAACCCCAGAGUAACUGAACUUGUUGGACAAUGCGUGUGUGACUUGGUGUGUUUUUUUUUUUUUUUUUGUGUGUGUGUGUGUGUGUGAGAAUGUUUGUUAACCCUCUUAGGACAGAGGGUGUUUUGUAAACCUUAAAAUUGUAAUUUCAUCAAAUUUUGGAGCAUUACCUGUAAUAUUAGAGAGAACAUAUUUUUAUUCAACCAGUCUUACCUGUAGUAAACUGUAGAAUAAAUCUCAUUCUCCUCCAAUGAAAUGAGAUUUGUUCUGGCCUCAGACUUAUUUGGCUCUGUGUAAGGAGAAAGUAGAACAAAAUAUUUACAAUUUAUUGUUUUUUAUAUACACGUAUAAUUUUUCAGCAUGGAAGAUACAUUUUAAGCCGUGAAUGCAGUGAAAAAAAAUCAAUAAAACAUGGCUGACAGAUAAUUUACAUGUCAUUUUGCUGUAGUUGUUAAACUGUUUAAGGGAAUUAAGGAUUAUUACAGUUUUAAACUCUCCUUCAGUAAUAACACUGUCAGAGAAAGUAAAACAAUUUCCUUAAUUAAGGGUGACACACUCUGUCAUUUAGUUUGAAGAUGCUUUCAUUUCUUUUAAGUUUGUAAAGUGUAUGUUCUGUGUUAUGAUUAAGCUUUAACCUGUGUAUGUACUUGUGAAAUAAAGCCAGUGUGGAAGUGCUUAAAACUGUAUUUGCCUCUGUGUUAACAAACACCAACCCUAUAUAUAGUUGUCUAGAAUGUAUGCAAAACAAAAUGUAAAUAAUUGCUUUAAUUUACCUCUGUGGUUCCAGCAAAGGAACAGUCCCAUCACCAACAGAAGUGUAGCUGCCAAAGAAAUACUGAUGACAGCCCACAGCAAGAAAGAUGGUGUCUGAAAGAGCUGAAUCUUGUCAUUGGAUUUGUUUGAUUGUUGUAAAACUCUCAGCCAACUCUCUGGUGAUUCUCCAGCAGAGGAAAUGCACUUGUAGAGUCCUUCAUCAGACUUUGAUAUAUUUUUGAGAGCCAUUUUGUCAUCAUGAAUUUUUCCAAGUUUGACACCAUCUUUGUAGAAAUCAGGAAUGUGAGUUGACUCGGUUUCUUGUUUUGUACAGUGAAGAGUCACAUCACAUCCCUCCAUCACAGGGAGGGCAGGAACUUCCAGGAUCACAGAUCCAGCUAGAAAUCAUUUAAAACAUAGUGUGUCAAGAUCGAUUCUUGCAUCAGCAUUAGUUGCACAAUAUAUUACUGCAUCUGAGAGUGUUUGCUAUUUUAUUUUGUUUUUAACAGACAAGCAGAAAGUAACCAUGAGUUUGAAUUAUUUUUAUCAUAAAUGUAGUCAUCAUAAAACACAAGACAGAAUUUUUUGUUAUAGUGUCGUUAUUCAAUACAAACCAUCCCUUUCAUGUCUCAUUGAAACCUUGAUAGUGAUGGAUCUGUCUAUCCUUAGAAGUGAUGAAGCUUUUAUGUUAAGUUUUUGGCUUAUAAAAAAGUUGGCAUCCGGUCGGAGACACUAGUAUUUUCAUAUUUUUGAAUUAGCAUACCAGUAAUGGUGAUGUUGACGGCACCACUUCUUUGCCCUGUUGUAUCUUCGCACCAGUACUCUCCAGUGUGUGAUGCAAGGGCAACAGAAAUUGUGCAGGAUGGUGCAGGUGAGCCACAGUCUGAAGAAUCUUCUGGAAUUUUUUUGUCAAGUUUCUGCUCCACUUUCCAUUCAGUCAUUCCACUCAACUCCUCACAGCUUAUGCGGAUAGUCUCAUAUUCAAAAAACUGAAGUCUGUCUGGAGAAAUGCGAGGAAAACCUGCAUCUGAGACAGAGUUACACGGAGAGAAAGUACUUUAAGAUAUGUUCAGAUAUCCACAAUUAUUUACACCAAAGGGAUCAUGACACACACACACACACACACACACACACACACACACACACAGUGAGAUCAAAUGAUGAACUACAACAGAACAGCAGGAACACAGUCAAGGUGCUCCAAUCGUGAUUUCACACUUCUGUUUGAUUCAUUCUUGGUCUUCACACAUUUCUUAUUGUAGUCUCUAUCCGAAGGCUUCCAAGGUAAUACUUAAACACAAAUACAAGCAUUACUGUUAAGAAUCCAGAAUAAUAGAGCCUGUAAAGCACGAGUUAGAAACCUACCAUAGUUCUGAGCAAAGCAUAUGUGGUUUAUCUGUGAUACCAGCAGGACAAACAAGACUACUGCUGAAGAGAGAGAAGAGGACAGUCAUUUUUUUGGGUCAAUUAAAGAUAAUGAUAAUCUAACAAGAGCUUUUACUUACAGAGUCUGAUGGAGGGACAUCUGAUGUCCAUGAUGUCUGGCUACUGAAUGUUGCAGCCCAAGAUUACAAUACAGCAGAGACUUAGCGUCUGUUCAAACUUCCUCUUCCUGUGUUAACUAUUUCUGAUGGUGAUGUAGUGACUUGAAAUGUAUGGUCAGAAAUACCUGUGCGAUUCUGCACUUCAGUGGUGGGAUCAUACUAGUUUGACCAAAUCAGACCCGAAAUGUAUAUGCUGUACCUGAUGAUAUAAUUAAAACAAAACAAAAAAAAAACUUGUCAAACAGAUCAAAGGUGUCCAAAAUGUUGGUAUUUUUCUUAGCCUUGUUGUCUUAGUAGGGGUGCAUAGCAAAAUUGGGUAUUCCUCAAAGUUCCUUUUUUUCCUGUGAUUCAAUUUGAAAGAGUAAUCUGUCCUAUUUUUGGUGUAUGGUUGUGUGAGGGGACUGGCUGGAAUGACAAGAAGUUCAGUUUUGGACAGGUUGAGCUGAAGGUGAAAUUCUUUCAUCUAUUUAGAAAUAUUACCGAGGCAUGAUGAGAUUCAGGCUGAGACAGUUGUGCAAUCUGGUGGGAAUGACAGGAAGAGGUGGAUGUCAUCUGCAUAGCAGUGAUAUGAGAUUCAAGAGAUUUGAUAAUGGCACCGUGAAAUGGUGAAUAUCGAGAAAGGAAGGAACCAAGCAAUUAGUUUUUAGGGAUCCCUGUUAAUGGGUAAUGUGAUUUGAACACUUCUUCUCUCUAUGAUUCUAAAAAUGAUGUCCCUGUGAAGCUGGACACAAACUAUUGGAGGGCAGAUGUAUGUUGAUAAUACAGUUGUAAAUGCAUCAGACAAAAUAUGUUGUGGUGUUGCAGAUUAUUUAUCUAUAAACACAAAAAAAUUAAAUAUAUUAAAAGAAUUUAAUCAAAUAAAUCAGACUGAUGUUUGUCUAUUUCAAACAGAACUAUCUGGAAUAUAGAAACACACUUGAAGUAAAGUUGAAAAGAAAACUGCAAUAAAUCCUGAUUGUUGCAGUUGGUUGACUCAUGGAUGUACUGUAAUAAAACCAGAAAUGAUCAUGUGGUGGUAAAAUUAUGCUGUAAAAAAAGGUUCAAAGUCUGAUCUUAACAAAUGACAAUGGUUGAGACUGUGCAGAUGUUGUUUAGGAACUACAUGGAUAUGUGUUCACAGAGCUCUGUAGAGACAAAAGACACAGAGUUCAAGUUGACUGAAGACACUUAAAGUUCAUUUUCCCCACCCAGGCUUUGACAACCUGACAAAAAACAAUUUUCAAGGAGUUUGUUUGAAUGCCCAGGGUUAAACUCUGCAGCUGCGUCUAUAAUUUGUAUGAGCCAAUAAUCAUCAGAUUAGGUGAUGUUGUUAAAUCAUUUUAUCCUAUCUCAUUUAUUCACACUUCUUGUAUUUCUGUUUUAUGUGUGUAUCUGUAGUGUGUACUUAAAUUAUAGUGUAUACUAUCAUCAGAGUGCAGGAUGAGAGCAGAUGAGACUGAACAUACAGCACUGUACAGAGGUCUGUGAAUUUAAAAAUACACCAAAUGUGGUGUGAUGCUUUUCUUGUUAAUGCGAUGUGACCCAGCCAGAGCAUCAGCAAAAAUGACAUGUAUGAGGUCCAUUGUCUGAACCUUAAUGGAAACAUUCUUAAAACUUAGUUUGUCUUCAGGCCUACCAAUAUAACAGCAUUAUAUUUAUUUGUAACCACAGCAAGUGUAUUUAAAAGUUUCAGCCACUCGGUUCCUCUAAAACAGCGUCUUCAGACAUGCAGUAGAUAAAAGUAGAUAAGAACUGUGGUUCAACUGUCGGUAUCUGUUCAUCUCACUCUCAGAAAGAGACGCCAACAAUAAGGUUGGACUGAAGACAGCAGAUAUAGACCGAGAAAACCAUGAACCACAAAGACCUUUAACACAAACCUCGUUUUAUUUAUUCUAGCUUCAUGUCACAUCAACUGAGUGUUUAUCUCCACUAGUUUUUAUGUGCAUUCCACAUCAACUUGUGCAAAUAUCAAGCCAGUUUUUUGACAGAUAAACCUUGCCAGUUAAAAACUUGUGCUGCAUUUCAUCAUGUUCUCUAAGUGAUCUUUUAUAAUACGAGAUAUGCAAGUAUAUAUAUAUUUUUAAUGUGCAAAAUUUGUUUAAAAAUUUAUAAAAUCUCAGUAAGUGGUUAUGAACAUGUUUUUAUUGUCCUAUUAUAAAAAUAUGACAAAAUUCAUUCUUUGCUUGUCCAAUCAAACAGCCUGUUUUAUUUCAAUUUUAUAUCACUAGUAAUACUAUCAAUACCUGUAGAGUAUUUGUGAUAGACAGAAAACACAUUUAUUAACUUAAAAAGGAUAAUUUUACAGAUUUUAUCCACAAAAAAUAUUUUUACAUGGCACAUGGCCAUGUGUGAGUUGCUGUAAUAUCACUAAAAAAGUUUCAUAGUAAUGAAGAUGCAAAAGUAGACCUCAAAACAGACUGUCCUGGCUCUGUCAGUCUUGUACAGAUGGCCUGUAAAAUACACAAGAUAUACAAUUACUGUAUUACAGUAAUUACAGAAUUACAAAUACUGUCAAUUGACAGGAAAAAGAAUGCUAUCAGAUCUUUGAACAGACUUUUUAAAAGUUUUGUGAAGUUUGAAUUGAAAAAAAAAGAUGGCUGACGUAACUGGCAUUAAAACUAAAACAUGCAAGCUGAAUAAAUGUAAUAACUCUACCUAAAGGUUUGAACACAAGUCCACUUUUAUUGAUAUUCCAGAAUUAUAAAUUGGAGUGAAUCUCAUUGAAUUUAUUGCAAAGCUCAUUGUGGGUGUUCAUUUACACUCUAACCACUGAGAUCAGCAAAUGCUACACAAGCCUUGAAAUUAUAAGAUUAAUAGGUUUAAGAAUAUGAACUGUAAUAUUAGAAGAAUAUAUUCUGAUGCAGUCAUGCUUACUUGUGGUUAAUAGAUGAGUAUACAACACUUGGCUCCAAUGAACUGGACUUUCUUCUGGCUUUGGACUCUUUUGGCGCUGUAUGUGGAAAAAUGAGAUUACUGUCUAUUACAUAAAUUGAACGUUUUGUGCGUUUCUUUUGUAAUUUAUUUAUUUAAGUAAUUUAUUUUUCAACCAUUUUUAAACAGUUAAUGCAGACCUUUUGUUUGGUAUUUGUUGAAAGUGAUACUCAAAGAAAAAAGGUAAGGAAAAACCUAAAUGGAAGAGAAAUUACAUCUCAUAUUACCAAUUACUUAUUUCUACUACUAUUUACUGCUGUAAGAGGUUUACUAUAUUGUUCAGUAAAGAUUAAUGUGCUGAACAUUGCAGCAUGUAACACUUUUGGGGGAAGAAAAAUAAUACUUUAAAACCUUUACUGCCCACUGGAUGGAUUACGCUACAGUCCAUGUGGAUUAUCUUCUUCUAAUCGAUAUCUGAGAUCUGUUUGGUCCUGUUGUGUCAUUAGCAAGGUGGAUCUACCGUAAAAUGAAAGAAGUAAUAUUUUAAAUAUUACCUUGCUUCCUUUUUUUGGUUUUGACUUGAGCAUAUGUCACUGUGUUUGGGUCAACGUCAUCGUCACCACCUGAAAUUCAAACAAAACAUUUAAAAAAACAGGCAAUAAUAAAUGCCAUUUAGUUGAAAAAGUAAGGAACACACAAAGAACUUUAGGGACACAAUAAGAAUUGAUCAAAUAAUGUGUGUCUUAUUGGUCGACAUAUGUACUAUUAUUUGAAAUCAAUUUUAGGUUAAUUGGUCACAUGUAAUGGAAGCUAUUAAAGAAAAUGUUCAAAAUGUGCCUUUAAAUCUAACAGAAAUUUUUAGAGAACAAAUUUUUCUGAGAACAUCAACCAGUAAUUUAUUGACGGUCCCUUAUUCAACACCGAUGUUGACAGUGAGGGUGCUGAGUGGAUUUAAUGCUGCUGUUGUUAUUCCCAGUUAUGGAGAGUGAGAAGACACCGGUAGAUCCUCAGUGAAUGCCCAUCGAAUAUCCAGCCUGAAACUAACUUAACCCCGGUGUAGAUUUAACCACGCUGCUCUUGCCUCCUCACAGGGGCUUUACAGUAAUUAAAGCCAUGAAAUGUCUUACCACUAUUCUCAUCACACUUUUUUACGACAGCGUAUGUAGCAGUUUGUGUAUCAGGAUGUCCUUCUGCUCCUGAAAAUGUCACAUCGAAAAUUACAGGCAUUUAUUGUGAUGCUUCAUUUAUGAGCAAAAGUAAAUUCCAAAUAUUAAAGUAGAGAUUUUCUCAAUAAGAUGUGCAAAAAAUAGCUAACAAGCACAAGUUAGAAGAUGAUUAAAAAAUGGUCAAAUAUACACUUUUGUGAAAUGGUUACACAUUUAAAAAAAACUGCAAAUGCCCCAGAUUAUCCAGAAACAAAAAGCAACAAUGGCAUCACAAAAGUUGAAACAAAAUCAGGACUUGGAAGUUUAUUUGCCCGUUAACAGGCAAGCAUACAGGUUAACCUCAUUUAAUCUACUGUUUUCCAUUAAGAUGCUCAUUGUUCUCACCCUAACCUGUAGGAACUUUUUUUUUCUCAAAUUUCAGUUUCAUCCUCUUCAAAAAAAAAAAAAGCCAUGAUAAAAAUGAAAUAUCACACAUAGUUGGUUUUACUGACCUGUACAAUCUUGUGAUAGCGGUUGGGCUGGUAUCGAGUCUUUAGAUGAAAACACUAGACAAAACAAAAGAAGAGGUCUUCAGUGAAAAUAGUCAAUUGAAGUUGGACUCCAGUACAGAUAUUUUUAUAGAGCUGGAGGAGCAAGAAGAAGAAAUUUAAGUAAAACUGACACAGAAAGCAAAAUCAUAAAUCAUUUUCCUAAGUGCUAUGUUUGUAUUUAACACUCAAACUACAUUUCAGUUCUAUAGACUUGGACCAUAAAUUUUAAGUACUUUUCAGUACCUCUGUAUUUGCAGCAAAGAAAGAGUCCCAUCACCAACAGAAGUGUAACUGCCAAAGAAAUACUGAUGACAGCCCACAGCAAGAAAGAUGGUCUCUGAAAGAGCUGAAUCUCGUCAUUGGAUUUGUUUGAUUGUUGUAAAACUCUCAGCCAACUCUCUGGUGAUUCUCCAGCAGAGGAAAUGCACUUGUAGAGUCCUUCAUCAGACUUUGAUAUAUUUUGAAGUGUCAUUUUGUCCUCAUAAAUUGCUCCAAGUUUGACACCAUCUUUGUAGAAAUCAGGAAUGUGAGUUGACUCUGAUUCUUGUUUUGUACAGUGUAGAAUCACAUCACAUCCCUCCAUCACAGGAAGGGCAGGAACUUCCAAGAUCACAGAUCCAGCUGGAAAAGAACUAUUCUCGUGUCAGCAUUAAAAAUGCAUUAAGUUGUUAUAUUUGGCAGUGUCUACUAUUCAACCUCUACCAGAAACAUUUGACAAGGAGUAACUAUGAAUGCAAAAUCAAAAAAUAGAAAUUUCAUAUAACAAGAAAUAUGAAUGUUUUCUUUUGUUGUUGUUUUUAUAGUUUUCUUAAUUAAAAACUUAGACUUUUUCUCUGUCUGUUCUCAAACUUUGGUAGAGUAAAAAUGUAACAGAAAUCAAGUCCAGAGAAAGAAAAAUUAGAUCAGUAUUUGUCCUUCAUAUUUAGGUUUACACACCAGUAAUGGUGAUGUUGACGGCACCACUUCUUUGCCCUGUUGUAUCUUCACACCAGUACUCUCCACUGUGUGAUGCAAGGGCAACAGAAAUUGUGCAGGAUGGUGCAGGUGAGCCACAGUCUGAAGAAUCUUCGGGAAUUUUUUUGUCAAGUUUCUGCACCACUCUCCAUUCAGUCAUUCCACUUAACUCCUCACAGCUUAUGCGGAUAGUCUCAUAUUCAAAAAACUGAAGUCUGUCUGGAGAAAUACGAGGAAAAUCUGCAUCUGAGACGCAAGAAAAGAAAGAACAGGUGUCAUGAUAUGUUUAAAUAUGCAUAAUUUUUUACACCUGUGAUGCAAUUAUGUAUCUGUAUAUCAAACGGUCAAUACAUGCAGGCGUUGUUGCAUGUAUGAAAGAGCGACCAAUGCAGUGUAAGCCUUCUAGUUGUGGUUAAUUUGUUGUCCUUGUUCCUGAUUAGGCUUUUGUAAAUAAGGUGCAUACCUAAAAACCAACAUUAUCGCAGACACAGACAAGCAAUAAUAUAUUUGCAUGGUGAAACAACAGCAAAGCAGACAUAAAACAAUUUAUCACAAAAAUGCAGCAGAAACUAUAAAUUAUUGUGAACAGCCAGUCAUGUACAGUUUAUGUGUGAGAGCUUAGAGUAAAGUCAUCAUGAAUUUAAAUAUAUAUGUGCUUCUAUGUGACAUUAUCUACAAAAACAGUUAUCAUUCCAACAUACAGAGUGGCAGGUAAACAUGUUAAAGAUACUCAACUUUAGUGAAUAUAACUUUAGUUGCAGUGACCCUUCCCUUUCGCACAAGUCACAUGAUUACUGACUGCAAGUCAUUGUUGGUCCUUUGACACUUUUAGUGGUUGACUCUUGAGCCAAACUGCUGCCCAGGUAUUAUCAAAGAAACAUAUAAUAAUUUAAGUUAAAUAUCAAGAGUAUAAUAAAGAACAUCAGCUAGAAACCUACAAGCUUUCUGAGCAAAGUACGAGUGAUUCAUCUGUACCACCAGCAGGACCAACAUGACCAUCACUGGAAAGACAAAUAAAGAAAACAGUUAAUAUCUUGUGCUUACUGAAGCAUGAUACGACAGCAACAGAAGAGCCUGUACUUACAGGGUCUGAUGAUGAAAGAUCUGAUGUCCAUGAUGUCUCACUGCUGACUGCUGCAGUGUAUGAUUGUAGUACAACAAGUAUACUCUCAGGCAGAACUUCCUCUUCCUGUGUGCACCGUUUCUAAUGUUUAAGUCGACGCAAACUUCAAACAGAGCUGAAAAUAUCUGUGUGAUGCAGAGCUUUAGAAAUAGAAACAGUUAUCUCUCCGGUUUGACCCUCAUGUGUGUGUGUUUGUGUGCUAGUCCUAAUUAUGAAUUCCUAAUAAGAUAGUAGAACAGUUUCCAAACAAAUAAAAAAGGUGGUGCACCAACCAAAAUGUCAUUGUUUUUCUCAGCCUUCCUUUUAGCAUUGUCGGAGAAUUGGUCAGAGUCAAUGUCUCCCAUUUGAAGGGUUAGGGGUUCGGUACCAGGGCUAUCCACAUUAUAAAGUGUCCUUGUUCAAGACAGUGGCGCCAGGACAGGUCUAGUGGUGUGCGAAUGAAACAAGUCAAAAACUAAUGCGCUUCAUACAUAACAGUUUGUGCCAUCAUCAGUAUGUGAAUGUGGUGUGGAUAGGUAAUUCUGAUAUGUAAUGUAAAAGUCAACUGUAUAAUCCUGGACCACUAAUCUUUUUUAUCUAAAAAGGAAAUAUUUCAUGUUUUCUCACAUAGAAAAUGAAAAAUAUUAUUCUUAACAAUGAUCAAAAAAGAUUUGGAACAAGAAUUUUAACUUUCAAAACAAAGAUAAAAACAUCUGCUCAGAACUUGGGUAGGAACUUAUUUUGUAGAUUACAGCAUCAUUAUGGCAUGACAUUGAGAAAAUUAACCCAUUGCAUCAGUGGGAUGUUAUAAGGGCCCAAAGACCUUAAAAACUUAAGUCCCUGUGCUUUCCCACACUUCCUUCAGACUCUGGGACCUUGUUUUUGAAAUGAGUUGCAUAAUUGACUUUAAUCUGGAGAGAGGAUGUUGGAUCACUGGGCAACAAUCUAGUUCUUUUUCUCUUUUGCCCAGGUAAGACUCUUCUCACAUUGUUUCUAGUUCAGGAGUGUCUUGAUGUCAUGAAUGUAUAUUUUUAGUCUUUUUUCCUGAACAUAUCUCUGUGUGGUGGCUCUGAUGAUCAGACCUCAGCCUCAGUCCAUUCUUUUUGAAGCUCUAAUUCUUGAAGCAGUUUUUGUGGCAGUCUUUUCAGUUCUGUGGUCAUCCUUGUUGACAGUGCAUCUUUUCCCAACACACUUCCCUUCAGUCAUCUUUUAACUAAAAUUCUUUGAUAGCCCACUCUGUAAACAGCCAGUCUUUUCAGCAAUAAUCUUCUGUGAAACUCCAAUGUCCACAAGGAGGUUAAGCCAUGAUCAUCUUCUGGCCAUAUCAGUGCUCAUGGGUGCAGUUUUGUGUGUUGAACUAGACCAAGAGUUGCACAGAUUUUAUAUGGUCUUUUAUAAAGUCUUCAUCAGUCCAAGAGUAUAGAGAAUGCAUGAAGGAUUCUUGUAAAUACCGAUAUGUUCGCAGCAGAGUUUCAUUUUUGCUGUCUUUCCAAGUCUCCACUACAUUUACAAAUCUUUUGUAUCACAUUUGUAUUAUUAUUUCCCCCCCCCCCCCCCCCAAUUCAUUUCUACUGCUGUUGUUUUUAAUUUAUAGACUGAUCUGUGGUCAGUCAAUUAAAUUGGUUACUGAUUUCUUUCCUUGUGUUGCUUCUGUGGUAAAAAAGGAGACUGGACGGAUAAAAGACUGGGGUCUGAAACAUCUAUUGGCAAUUCUUGAUUCACAGCAGUAACCUUCACUUGUCAAACAAAAUUACUCCAACUGCUGAGUGAUACAUGGUGUUAAUGUUUAACUAAGUUCAUGGUGCAUGUUGAUCAUUAACCUAUCAGAGAAGGUAUAAAAAAACACUAAACUGCAAACCAUGAAGCCAAGCUCACAUCAAAUUUCAUCAAAUUGAGGUUUAGAAUCUAAUUUCUAUUGAUUACAAAUAGACAAAGAUUUUUUUUUAGGUGUUGAGUUGCAUAACAACUAGUAUUUAUAUAAGUAUCAAGGUUAUACCUGCUAGAAACCUCAAAAGCUGUAAACCCAGUUUGACACCUAAACUUUUUUUAUGAUUAUAAUGAUUAUCAAGAUUUUGAUAUUAGAUUUCUGUGUUUCAAGGUUGAUGUGCUCCCAAAUUGUUUAAAGUAGUUAACUUUUCAAUAUUUGUAAUGUUCUAAAUUAAAUUGUAAGAAAAUAAUAGGGCUGCAGGAUUUUCACUUGCAGUAUGAAAGUUUCACACCUGUGCCCUUUAUAACUGGAACACACCUCACUUAGUCGUUCAUAUCCAAGCUCAAAGUUCAGAUCCGUUUAUUUGAGGACAUUUGACUGUGCAGCACACUGAGAAGUGACGGGAGUGACACAGGAAGGUAGGUGAGUCUAUCAAAUUAAAAUAAUUUAAAUGUUAGAAUGUUUUGUAUAGUUAUGAAAAUUUUUAUGAUCAUUAAAACUUUUAAAAUGUGGAGAAAAUAGAUUUCCUUUAAAAAAAAAAAACUGGUCUUCACAUUUUAAUCCUGUUGGUACUGCUGGCCGGUUUGAGGUGGAUUUUGUCUUUUGCGGAGCUACUCCUUUUUCCUUACUUACUGCUUUACUUUGAUAUUUAACUUUCAUCCAAAAAUAGAUGCAGUUAAUAACAGAAUGUAAAUUUAACAAAAAAGACAGAAAUGUGUUAAAGAGCAUCAAGCAUAAAUGUGUGUACAAGUCACACCUCCCAGGAGCAAGAUCAGAAAGUGUUGCAGAAGCAGAGAUUUUGAUGUCUGUCUGUCCUUCUGCCAUGGAGAGAGUUCACAAAUUCAAAAUAGUACAAAGGAUAAGAAAGUGUUUGACUACUAACAGUCAACGGAAAACUAAAUCAGCAGCAGCUAUACCUUUCCCUCCCACUUAAAAGACAAAUGUUGUCCAACUACAAUAACCCCUAGUAUAAUGUGAAAUUUUAGUUUGACUGUGCGAAUGUGUGUUGGAGAGAGAGGUAAACAAAUAUUAUUUUUGCUUAUUUACAAUAAGUGUGUGUUUGAUUUUCAGCUCUCCAGAAUGGAUGUUUUCCAGCACAUAACCGUCUUUUUUCUCCUAACACACUUUUGUGGAGGUAAGAUACACAGACACAUUGGUCUUCUAUUUUACACCCUGACAUAUGAACAGCUACUGGGUAAAAUAAGAUCAUAAAGUUUCUGUUCCCUUCUGUCCUAACCUGUGAUGGCAUGGACAUUACGGUUUGGUUUAUAGUUUAAGAUGGCAAAUACAUCUGAGAGUGUGAACAUAAAUAGUGGUCAUACAUGACUGUGCACUCCAACCUAGGAGUUGGUAGUAGUUGUGCCAUGUUUUUGAGUGUUGAAACAUGUCGAACAUGUGAAUGCAUGUAAAUUGACAUCAACAACAUCUGUGAAAUGCUGGAGCAGAGCAAAAGAGAUCAGAAGUCCAAGUAUUCAUCCCUAGAGUUCCUAAAAAGCCUUUAGAUGUGAGAGCAGACAACUGAGGGAAUCUCUGAAACUAUUAGUUUUUGACAGUUCUGCACCUAAAUGCAGGACCCUGUCUGCACAAAAGGGGUCUUGUGCAGACAAAAGCCAGGCCCAGUUCUCUGCCUCUUACAAGCACAAAUGCAUAAACUGAGCAUGAGUUGCCCCAAUGUUGCACCAAAUGUUAAAUAUUUAAAAACAAAUUAAUGUUGUGCAUUUCAGAAUUUGUGUUGCUUUAUUCCUGUUCGAUCAAACUUUGACCCCAAAAACAAGGUAAUUGCUGAACUGUGUCGUCUGUAAACUGUUACUCCUCUAGGUAUAAAAAUGAGCCUUACAGGACUUGGUAUUCAACAGCAUAUUGCAACAUGAAAGAGCUGGAGUAUUAUCAAAUUGCAAUAUAAUUAAUACUAUUACCAUCUUCAGAAUCUUAAAUAUAAAAGAGGCCACUAUAAACAAUUUGUGUUUUUGUAUGAUAUGUAAGUAUUUUUAAUAGAGUGUAUAAUUUGUAACAGAAUUUAAUAAGACUGGUGUUCUUGCAGGUCUGGCACAGGAUAACCCUCCACAGCAGGAAGUCAUGGCAAUGGUUGGUGAUGAUGCAGUUUUGCCCUGUCAGCUGGACCCUCCUGGGGAUGCUGUUGCCAUGACAGUGGAGUGGGGGAGACCUGACCUGAACCCCAGAUUUGUCUUUAUUUGGCAUAAAAGUCAGGAACUUGGAGUUGAUCAAAAUGUGGCCUAUAAGAAAAGAGCAUCAUUGUCUGUUGACAAACUGAGGAGAGGAGAUCUUUCUCUGACACUCCUCAAAGUGAAACCCUCUGAUAACGGGGUUUAUCGAUGCUACAUCCCAAAACAGAAGAAACAAUAUUUUAUCCAGCUUCAUGUUGGUAAGUUACUUAAUUAUAUUAUAUUAUAUAAGGUGACAUGGAGUGCUAUGAAAGGCACCCAAAGUAUAAAUAAAAUAAAAUUGGUUAAAAAAAAAAAAUAAUAAUAAUUUAACUUUGUAGGAAAAGCAGCCCAAUCACAAACAUUUAGAUAACAAGAAAAACAUGAUGUUCACUGUCAGGCUCAAACGUGGCUAGAACAAAGUGGAAAGCUCAAUUUGAACUGAGGCAAAGACACCUUUUAACAAUAAAAUACAAUUUUGCAGAAUAUACAGUAAUAAUGUAAGUACUUACUUGAUUUCCUACAACAAAAGAUAUCAGAAUACUUUUAAUUAUUAUUUGCAUUUAUCAAUUUUUUAAUAGAUUUUUUUCCAGAGUUGGAAACAAGCUGGAUGCUGAUAUUAUGAAAGAGGUGACCUAGAUGCUAUACAAGAUUCCAGGACCAUAUCAAAAGUCUUCCUUUCUCACAGGUGCUGUCUCUUCACCCAUCAUCACCAUAGCAGGCAUUGAUAGGGUCAGUGGUGGAGUGAUGUUGGACUGUAACUCUCCAGGCUGGUAUCCACAGCCUGAGGUGUUGUGGCUGGACAGUGAGGGAAAGGUUCUCUCAGCUGGACCUACAGAGUCAGUCAAAGGUUCUGAUGGUCUCUAUACUGUCGGCAGCAGAGUGACUGUGGAGAAGACAAACAGCAACAACUUCACCUGUAGAGUCCAACAGAGGAGCAUAAACCAGACCAGAGAGGCACACAUAUAUCUUCAAGGUGGAGAAAAUAAAAAAAACUGUCACCCUCCAAUGAAUACAGCCGAAACAAACCUUAAUUUCAGUAGAAGAAUGUACUCAAUUAUGAUAAAUAUUUUUGUUUCUUUUUUCCAGAUGCUUUUUUCACAGACCCCCCCAGCUGUACUACUUCUAUAGCCUUUAGUGUGCUGUUUGCCUUCAUGCUUAUUGUUGCAGUUGUCCUGCUGAUCUGGAAAAACAAAAUUGGUAAGUAAAAAAAUUGUUUCACAAUGAGUGAUUAAUUUUCUAUCUCUUAACCCUUUGCAAAUUAUUGCAAAAAAAGGUCUGCAAAAGAAUAAGAUACAAUUGUAUGAUUUUGAUAUAUAAUUUGAUGAGAUGUGCAUGGUAGGGAAAAGAUUAAUUUCAUCUCCAUAAUUUCUGUUAAAACUUUGAUAAUGUAUUUUAUAGUAUAGUGUUUCUUUUAAGAGAAGCAUAAAAACCAGGAAGACACUUUUUCUCAUUCAGAAAUCUCCCAAAGUACAGAUAACAUUUUUAGUGUAAUUGUUAAGUAUUGAUAAUAGAAGGCUGUAUAUUAAAAUUUGUGCCAGCUUUUAACAGUUUUUUCAUAAGAGCCUGUGUCUUAAUAUUAUUUGCACAUAUAAACAGUUUUUUUUAAACUUACUCAGUCACAGAGGUGAAGUGGAAUCAAAAUUGUCGUAUAAAAGUGUGUUGUUAUAAAUAUACUUUUCUUCUAAUAUGUCCUACUGUAAGUACUUGCUGUUAUUCAAUGAAAGUCUGGAAUGUUGGAUGUUGUUACUGUUGUUUAAAUUAAAGUGUGUUCUAUUAAGUUCAUAGUUUUCAAAGUUUUAUCAUAGUUUUUUUCCUUUUUAACCAAUAUAGAAUAUACAGAUGCUAUUUUUGUCUAGUUAGUUACAACUGUAAAACUAUUUAAUGUACCAGAAAAUUAAAUAUAACCCUAACCUGUUCUUUACUCCUUUUGUUUUUCCUGAAGACAUGAAGAAGAAAGAAGACAAAGAAGAAAAAGAAAAAAAAAAGCUAAUGGAAGAGACCAAGGAAACGAAAGACUUGAAAACACAAAUGGAAAACCGUAUAGAAGAGUUAGAGACAGCAAAAAGUGAUUUAGAAAAGAGAAAUUCUUCUCUUACAGAAACGUUACAGACAACAGAAUGUGAUCUGAAGAGGGAAAAGUCUAAAUUUGAGGAGUCACAAGAGAAAGCAAAUGAUUUUGAACAGAGGAGCAACACAAUUAGCGAGGAGUUAGAAAAGACAAAAAAUGAUUUUGACAAGGAACGGUCAAAACAUGAGAAAGUGUUACAGGAAAAGUCACAUUUUCAAGAGAAGUUACAGAAAGAAAUAGUGCAAUUGAGAGAUGAAAACAUGAAACGUAGACAAAAUUUUGAGGAAAAAAUAGAGGUUUUAGGAAAGGAAAAGUUAAAACUUCAAGAGCAGUUACAAAACAAAAUACAGCAUUUGAUGAGAGAAAAUUCAAAACUAUUAGAGAAGAAGUAAUUGGAAUAUAUGAAUAAGAAAAAAAAUCUAGUUUAUAAUGAAGUAAAGAAGAGAAUUGAGGAUUCAAAUAAAGAGUCAAAACUUAAAGAGGAAUUAUAGAAAAUGAGGGGUUAAAAAAGGGAAAAGUUGGAACUCAAAAGUUAAAGAAUAAUCAAGAAGAACUUAGAGGAUUGACAGCUGAGUAAGACACAGAGCGAACUGACAGAGUACCUGGAGAAACAAAAGGAGCAUCUUUUUUUCCCCAGUUUUAGGAAGCAGAGAGACUGACAGAGGACAAGAAGGGGGUCGUUGAAUAGCCAACAAAGCUAUAAACUAAAAAAAUCUUACAAGUUGCUGGCUGGAACCAGAAGAAAAUGGACAGAAUCAGAAACGACUGAAUAUGAAAUAGAAAAAUACAACUGAUUACUAGAGUAGAGAACAACAUAGAGCAGGUGAAGAAUCAAAGAGAUUGAGAAUCAGAAGCAGAAGAUUUAAAAUAUACUUCAGCCAGAGAAAGGAUGGGAGAUAGAGGAGAACAUACCAAAGACAUCCUCUUACCUUCCUUUUAUCUAGAGAAUAUACUUGAUACACACACAUAUACUGGGGUUCAUGUCAAAGGACAUUUACAUUUUUAUUUGGUGUGAGAACUCUGUGAUAGUUAUUGUUUCUAAUUUCGUCAUGUUGACCUAACCUUGACAAUAUGAUACAUAAAAUUUUGGAAGUUCUACAUGUACACAGGAAUGUGUGAUCUUCGGCAUGUAUUUUUACUGUUUUUACAUAAAUAUGUUUUUUUUAAGUUUGAUUCAUUUUGUUUUGUUGAAAAUCAUAAAUGUAUUGAAAACUGAAACAUUUGCCUGCUUUUUGUCUCAAGUGUCUGCUCUUUUUAUGACGUCGCUGGUUUUGCAUUGGUUCCGGUUAUAAAACCAUAAAGUGAGCAAUGAAACAAUGAAAGUGUUCAUACAAUCUGGUUAUUAUAUUAUAAAAAAGCCACAAAGUCUGUUCUCAACAACUGACAUCAAUAUUUAAGCUAGGUUGAAACCAAACCAGAAGUAGGUGUGUUAUAUGCUUCAGUUAUCUUCAUGUAGAUUAUCCUUGCUCACUUGUCCUUUAUAGUUUACUUCACAUCUUUCAUCAAUUCAGUUGUUCAUUGCUUUGUUUUUUUUUUUUUUUUUUUUUUUUUAAAAAGCAAAGCCAGGGCAGGGUUUAAAAUGUUUAGAGCGUAAUAGGCCAUUACGUUUUUUUCACAUGGGGGGGUCGGGGUAGUAGAGUGAACUUAACUUUACCACUUGUUUAAAGACAACUUAGAUAAUAAAAAGGGAGAGAACUUCAUGGAGAGUUAAAACAAAAAGAACAGAAUCAAUCCCAAUUUUGGCAAAUAAUUGAUGUAGAUGUUUAAUAGGACAUAGGAUGUCUUGAUGUGAUGUUAGUUCAGAGAAAUUUGCAUGCAACCUGGAUAAUCUCUGAAUACAGUCUUUUUUUAGUUUUGAAAAAAGAAGGUUUUUAGUCAGAUAUCAUGGCUUCAUGGCAAUGGUAACAGGUAUUAGAGCCACUAAAUAGCAGUGGAAUGAUCAGACACUCAAUUUCAAAGAUUAAACAGCAAUUGAGAAAGUUCAUCUUUGUUGAAAUCCAAGAGUAAUCUAAUCUGAGUAUAUCCAGUUUGAAUCGAUUGCAAAGCUCUUUGUGAAUGCUCAUUAAAGUCUUAACUCUGAAGGCAGCAAACGUCAGGCAAGCAUUAAGAUCAUGAUUUUAUUCAGGUGUUGUACAUCACUCUUUUUGUAUUCGUAUCACUUAAUUUCCCAUUAUCAAGAUAUUGAAUGGCUACACCUUUCCGGAUAACCAUCUACUAUUUUCUUUGUUCUCUCAAUUUCAGUUCCUGUCUCCAAACUUUUCAACACCGGUUUAUGUUCCGUAUAUACUGGCUACAGACAGUCUGACCGAACAACAUUCUCUACUGUUUUCUUCAAUGUCUCCUUUCCUUGAAUCUUUUCUACUUGGCUAAGAUCUUGCAACCUGUUUUCUAUCAGUUUUCUCAAGCACCUGCAAAAGUGGUAACCUCAAUUUAAAUUAUCUCCCCUGUUUUCUUCCCUGUCUUCUCUUUUUUUUUUAUUACUGCUGUUCCUUUAAGCCAUUAUUAUCAGGUCUCUCUGUCGACUGUCUGCCAUUCUUCUCUGUCAUUUGCCCAAAGCCAUUUAACUCUCUAGGUUUUUCCCACAGAUCUAAUCCCUGGUUGGCAGGCUUGCCUCAUUAUUACCCACCAACCACCUUCUCCCCACCCCACACACAAAGCAUUAUACCCCCCAGUCCUCUGUGACUGGGUUGCUGAUGUUUUGCAAUGAUGGUUUUGUGAUCCGACACAUAAUCCUGUGUGGGCAGGGGCAGUUAUGGUUUACUGGCAAGUCAACAAGUGUUUGCACCUAGAUAUGGAUUACUUAUCACAUCCCUGUGUUUAAAGGGGUUGUGGGACGUUCAAAAGCAAAUAAAUCCAAUCUCAAAGUUCAGAUCCUUUCAUUUGAGGACUUUGACCGUGGAGCACACUGAGAAGUGACGGGACUGACACACAAAAGGUAUGAGUCUAUCAAAUUGAUGUAUUUUAAAUCUUAGCAUGCUCUGUAUAUUAGUACAGUGAUGGUAUAAAUGGCUUUAAAAUAUGAUUUAAAAAAGGAUUUCCUUUUCAACAGACACUGUCGUAAACAUUCACGCGCAAAGCACUUCGAUGACUCAGCUGUGGCUUUAACAGGAUUCCUUCCCUUAAAAUGACAGUAAACUGUCUGCUUUGAUCAAAAAUGUUGCUUCUAUUUUUUUGCAUCAAUGACAGCAAACAUACUGGCCUUAACAUUUGAUCCUCCCAAGAUUUACUGAACUAGAUCCAGUGGAUUUUACCUCUGAGACAGCUGCUAUUGCUUUAUCACAGUGUGUAGAUUUAGUUAAGAAAUAACUUCUGUGUGAAUAUUAAAAAGAAGAAAAAAAAACAUGUCUACUCAAAGCUACAGUUGGGGUUAGAGUGAAUGCUGACAUCAUUGGUUACAAAACUGCUUAAAAAGUAUAAAUACAUGAAAGUAAGUAAGAAGCUGCUGUUGUACAAGUAAUAGCUGCAGUGAUACUUCAAUUAAUAUUAGGCGUAGUAUCACUAGAGGCAGUGAUAACUUUAGGAGAAGUAUUAGAGCAGUAUUAUUGGUGUUGAAAAAAAUUUAAACAAUAGCAUAAGUAGCAUAAGAAAAUGUCAAAGUAAAAAUUAUAAUAGUGUAAGUAGUGUAAGUGGUAGUAGUCAGUGCUGAAGCAGCUAGUCAAGAAAAGUAACAUGCUAAAAUCAUUUCUUACUCUUUGGAAAAGUACUCAGACACUCACAGCGAAAAGUAACUACUAUCCUACAAGUAACAAUACUUGGCAGUACUCCACAUCAACUGAGAUGCACCAUCACUGAACUAUCAAUUGACAUAACCUUAAACAUUUUACCAUAUGCAACAUGAGCACAAAUGCUUAUGUGGACGUACCCAACAUUUUUCUGUUGUUGGUUUUUUAGCUGUAACAUUAGCACUUACACUCUCCAUUGAAAAAAAAACUGUCAAGGAAAAAGCAUAAAGCGCUGCUAUUGUUCACACCUAUUGUUGUUGAAAGUUAAGCCUGGUCUGCUCAUGCUCUUGUCUUGUUUAUUACUCAGGGCACAGGGAAAUUAGAUCACUUGCUAUCUGUUAGUUUGUUGCAUUUGCAGGUGCUUAGAAAGAUUUGGUGUCAAGUCAACAGCAGUGGUAGUUGUUUCUGGCCAGGACGAAGUUAACACAUUGCUUUCACAUUCUUGUCCUUUGUGCAUAUCUCUAAGCCUCUAAAAUCUGCCUCUUGUUGAACUGCUCUACUGUUUCUGCUCCCCCUUUUAUGAAUUUCAUGAGUAAGGUCAAAGAGUUUUGCAGAAGCACACAGUACAAGGUUAUUUAUUUGUUUGUCUGUCUUAUGCCAUAAAGAUCAUUGAAGAACUUAGCAAGGAGAAAGGCAAUUAAACUGUUACAGUAAUUUCAUUACUAAAUUAACAAAAAAAGUUACAUCGUCACGUUACGAACAAGUAUAAUCAAAUUAUUGUAACCCUCAACAGUGGAAGUAGUUAAUAUAGGUUUAUUAGUGAAUAUAAAAGUUUUUCCCUAUUGUGUAUAUGACUGUUAAAGACCCAAGAAGCUAAAUCACACCUUAACAAGCUUUUUGUACAGCUUAUUUCAUUUCAUUCUGUCAGGGCACAUGAAAGUGGUUACAAUUUUACAGUCCCCCUAUCUUUCAUUUUACCUACAUCUUUAUAAAGCAGAAGCAUCAAGCAUUGCCAACAUUGAAGGGAAAAAAAACUGAGAGGCAGGAGUAUAAAAGGAAAAUAUUUUCAAAAAAUAAAAUAAAACUGAUAAUUCUAACUUAUUUACAGUAAAUGUGUGUUUGAUUUUCAGCUCAGGAUGGUUCCCCCAAUGGAUGUUGCCCAACACAUAGCUGUCAUUUUACUCCUAACCUACUAUUGUGGAGGUAAGAUACACAACGUGUUGGUUUCUCUCUUUUUUUUUUGUCUUGGCAUAUAAACAACUUCCCAUGGACUUCAAAAGCAAUGAAGGGAAUGUGAUGGAUCAAUUUGGGAUGGUGUGUUGUUCUUGUUGACAGCAGUUCCUUUACUUUGUGUGUGGAAACAUGUCAAACAUUCUUAUACAUAUAAGACAACAAUUCUUAGAUCUCCAAACCACAAAGGCUAGGUAAAAGAGAACAGAAGUCCAAAUAUUCAUCCCAAAAGUUCUUCAAAAGCCCACACAGGCAGUUAUAUAGCAUGAGUUGUCCGACUGUUGCACCAAAUGUAAAAUAUUUACAAGUAAAAAAUAUAAUGUGCUGUGCAUUUAAGAAUUUUUGUUGCUUUAUUCCUAGCAGACUGUUACUCCCUUAGGUAUGAAAAUAAGCUUUGCAGAAUAUGGGAUACUGUGGCAUAUUGCAAAAUGUUGUCAACAAUAUAGUUUAUAUUAAUCACAAUAAAAAAAAGAACAGUGUUUGAAACUGAAUUUAAAAUAACUUAUUUUCUUGCAGGUGUGGCACAGAAUAACCCUCCACAGCAGCAAGUCAUGGCAAUGGUUGGUGAUGAUGCAGUUUUGCCUUGUCAGCUGGAGUCUCCUGGGGAUGCUGUUUCCAUGACAGUUGAGUGGGGGAGACCUGACCUGAACCCCAGAUUUGUCUUUGUUUGGCAUAAUGGUCAGGAACUUGGAGUUGAUCAAAAUGUGGCCUAUAAGAAAAGAGCAUCAAUGUCUGUUGACAAACUGAGGAGAGGAGAUCUUUCUCUGACACUCCUCAAAGUGAAACCGUCUGAUAACGGGGUUUAUAGAUGCUACAUCCCAAAACAGAAGAAACAAUAUUUCAUCCAGCUUCAUGUUGGUAAGUUAAUUAACUAUACUAUUGUGUAUGUGGAGGUUGAGAGUAUGCAGGGAAAGCAGCCCAAUCAUUCCAGUUUUGGUAACAUGAAAACUAUGCUGUUCACUGUGUGACUCAAAUAAUAAUAAUAAUAAUAAUAAUAACAAUAAUAAUAAUCUAAUAAUCUACUCAUAAUAAUAGUCUUAUGCUGGGGUUUGUACAUUAUGAUGAGAUUCUUGCUCUAUAAUUGCUCUACUUUUUGCUUGUCUCAUUCACGUCAAUGCAAAAGUUUUAUGCGACUUGCAUCACAAAAAAGUUCAUAUACAGUAGAGAAUAAUAACACACCAAUCCUGAUCAAACAACACGUUUUGAUAUAUAAUGUGUUCUUAAACUCUUUAAGCUGUUGGACUAGUAGCGAAUCAAAAUUUGCCCAGAAGAAAAAUAAGAAAAAAUCCACAGUAUGGCAACAGGACCUCGGUGCGUUUUACCCAUGGCCUUGUUGUUAAUAAUAAUAAUAAUAAUAAUAAUAAUAAUAAUAAUAAUAACAACAAUAACAAAAUAAUAGUAAUCCUUUUUUCAUUUAUUUUUAUUUAUUUAUUUACUUACUUUUUAUUAAGGCAAUGGCUUCAUUGUCAGUUCAUUUUUUUUGUUAUUUUGCUGACUUUUGCUGAAAUUUGUGGAGAAAAAAUAAUAAUAAUAAUAAAUAAAUAUGUUGCCAAAAUAUCUAAAUACUGGUUAUAUUCACAGUUCCAUUUUUCCAGAGUUGUAUUAAUAGGCUGGAUGCUGAUGCUAAAAAGGUGUACACUAGAAUUCUAGGACUAUACCAUUAAUCAACUCAUGUCAUCCUCUCUUCAGGUUCUGCUUCUUCACCUGUCAUCAGCAUCGGUAAAGUCAGUGGUGGAGUGAUGUUGGACUGUAACUCUCCAGGCUGGUAUCCACAGCCUGAGGUGUUGUGGCUGGGCAGUGAGGGAAAAGUUCUCUCAGCUGGACCAACAAAGUCAGUCAAAGGUCCUGAUGGUCUCUAUAGUGUCAGCAGCAGAGUGACUGUGGAGAAGUCAAACGGCAACAACUUCACCUGUAGAGUCCAACAGAGGAACAUAAACCAGACCAGGAAGGCACAUUUACAUAUUCAAGGUAAAAACAACAAACAUCUGACAUAAAGAUUGUAUAUUUGUGUGUGUAUAUAUAUACAUAUAUAUAAACCUUAACUUCACUCAAACAUUACAUUUGGUGGGAUAAUGUUUGUAUCCUUCUCUUCUUGUUUUCAGAUGAUUUUUACAUGGCUCCUCCUAACAUUAUUGCUCCAAUAGUCUUUAGUGUGUUAUUUGGCUUGAUGUUAAUUGUAACAGUUGUUCUGGUGGUCUGGAAAUGGAAAAAAAUACAAACUGGUAAGUCUGGAAAUUCAUUUUAAAUUCUUAUGACUAAUUUUCUUACUCUUUCGCCUUUUGUAAUAAUAAUAAUAGACGAUUCUGGCAGUAAAGUUUUUCUUUAAAGAGAUGCAAAGAAAUCUGGAAGACCUUGUCUCUUUCAAACCCAGUGGAGGAAGUAGAUAUUUGAUUUUAAUUGCAAAGAAGUAAUGUUUUACAUAGCAGCUCUACAUUCAAAUCCAACCAGAUUUGCUUUUAUUCCUUUGGUGAGAACAUGAAUUUUGAUUAAGUUGACAAAUCAAUUCGUAGAAAACAGCUUUUUUUAAUCUAUCCAACACAUAUACUGUCUUAUGCUGAUGACUCAAAUGUUGUUGUCACAGGGCAUUGUCUUAGGGCAUUGUUUGCACAGUUUGAAGAACAUUAAUCUUGUUCCUUUUGUAGGGUCUGUAAUGUGUCCUUUAUUUUUACCAACAAAGAACACAAUAUUUUUUUUACUUAUUAUGGCACUGUCUCUGAUAUUUAUUAGUUAUUGGGUGUUUAUUUUCUGUAGAUUUACCAUUAGAAAAUAAUUACUUUUAUACAAUUUUGUACUAGUGGAAACAAAGGACAGCUUAUUACGUCCAAUAAAUUUACAAGAAAAUGAAGUGCAGUCCUAAUCUGUUCUAUCCUUCUUCUGUUUCCCUGUAGGAAUGAAGCAGAAGGAAACAGAACAACAACACAAAAACAAAAACUGGGAAACGGAAAGGUCCGAACUUCUUGCAGAGGCUAAGAAAAUAAAAGAUGAUUCAGAGAGGGAAAAGGAAGAACUACUUCAGAGGUCAGAAGAAACUAAAUAUGAUUUAGAAGGUGGGAAAUUAAAACUUCAAGAGAAAUCUCAGAAGAUAAUUGUUGAUUUGGAAAAGGAAAAGUCAAAACUUGCAGAGGAGUCACAAAAGAUAACCAAGGACUCAGAAAGGUUUAAAUCAAAAAAUGAGGAAUUGCUUAAAAAAAUAGAGAAAUUAAACAGUGAAAAGCUAAAACUUCAGGAGACAUUACAGAAGAAAAUUGAAGAUUUGGGAGAUAGAAAGAUAAAACUUCAAGAGGAGUUUGAAAAGAAAAUAGAGGUUUCAGAAAAAAAGAAGGCAACACUCCAUGAGGAGUUAGAGGGAGAAAAGGCCAUUUUGAUCGAGGAAAGAUCAAAGCUAACCAAGGAGUUAAGGGAAACAAAAGAAAAUUCAAAACAAGAACAGGCAAAUCUUCUCCAGGAGUUACUAAAAACAAACGAGGAUUCAAAACAAGAAAAGGAUAACCUGCUUAAGAUGUUAAUUAAAGCAGUAGAAGAUUCAAAAAAAGAAAAGGCAAACCUAAUACAGAUAUUAAUGAAAACAAAAAAUGAUUCAGAGCAGGUUGAAACAAACCUACGGAGGCAGUUAAUGAAAACAAAGAAAGAUUUUCAGCAAGAAAAGCAAACCUACUUCAGAGGUUAAUAAAAACAAAAGAGAGUUUAGAGCAAGACAAAAUAAAUCUACUUCUCAGGCUAAACAAAAACAAAAAAGAUUCAAAAACAGAGAAGGCAUUCCUACUACAGGAGUCACUUGAAAAAGAGACUGCAUCAGAACAAGAAAAAAAAAGAGUACUUCAGAGGUUGAUAAAAAUAACAGAGAUUCAGAGCAGGUUGAAACAAACCUACGGAGGCAGUUAAUGAAAACAAAGAAAGAUUUUCAGCAAGAAAAAGCAAACCUACUUCAGAGGUUAAUAAAAACAAAAGAGAGUUCAGAGAAAGACAAAAUAAAUCUACUUCUCAGGCUAAACAAAAACAAAGAAGAUUCAAAAACAGAGAAGGCAUUCCUACUACAGGAGUCACUUGAAAAAGAGACUGCAUCAGAACAAGAAAAAAAGCGUACUUCAGAGGCUGAUAAAAAUAACAGAGAGUUCAGAGCAGGUUGA
This is a messenger RNA of Xyrichtys novacula (pearly razorfish), 82345 nucleotides long. The record is from the annotation of a GenBank genome assembly. Lineage: Eukaryota; Metazoa; Chordata; Actinopteri; Labriformes; Labridae.